AUGUUGCGUGUUUUUGUUAUGUCUGCUCAUUUACAGCUUGAACAGGAAGAUCGCCCUGAUACGUAUGUGACUGGUUCCUUCAGAGGUAAAGCAAUAAUGCAGUUCCACUUGCCUUUGAACAAUUGUAUUCUUGUCAAGGUUAUAAGUAAGUCAUGUUACCAUGGGACGUCUGAAUAUUGUGUUAGCUGCAGAAUUCAGCUUGCUAAGAAUCUCAGUUUGAUUACUUGCAACAAAGAUUCUAGACCUUAAGACUGCAAACACAGGGCCAGCCCACCCACGAGGCAAGGUGAAGUGACUGCCUCUGGCAGCAAGAUUCAUCAGGGCAGGAGAUCCUGAUGUCAAUCUUUCUUCGCUCUUUGUUCCCUCCCCUCCUGGCGGGGAGGGAGGUGCCAUUUUGAGAUCCAGCUCAGGUGUCAAAAUGUAUUGGGCUGGCCUUGUGCAAACAUGUACUGGAAAGUGUGGGGAAACAGCCAGAUAGAAUCCCAGCACCCAGAGAAACAGCUGGGUGACAUCUGGGUGGUAAAAGGUUUGAGGAGAGAUUGUUCAAAUGUGCUGUUUGCAUAAUACAGGGUUUUUUUUAAAACAACAACAACCAACAACCAGCUUUUCUUGUCACACAUCUGGAGUGUGGGAAGGGGCCACAUCUCAGUGGCAGAGCCUAUGCUUUGAAAGCAGUUGGUCUCAGACUCAGUCCCUGGCAUCCCCCAUUUUAAAAAGCUCCAGUAUCAGGUGAAAGGAACAGCCACUGUCAAUCCAUGUGGACAACCCUGAACUAGAUGAACUGAUGGUCUGGCAGCUUUGUGUUUCAUCAAACCUGGGCCCUCCAGGUGUCCAAACUACAAUUUGCUGACUGGGAUUGAUGAGAGUUGUAGUCCUAAACACCUGGAGGACAACAGGUUGAUGAAGGCUGAUGCAAAAGGUAAAAAGGUAAAGGACCCCAGACAGUUAAGUCCUGUCAAAGGCGACUAUGGGGUUGUGGUGCUCAUCUCGCUUUCAGGCCAAGUGUCCACAGACAGCUUUCCGGGUCAUGUGGCCAGCAGGACUAAACUGCUUCUGGUGCAACAGAACACUGUGACGGAAACCAGAGCGCACGGAAACACCAUUUACCUUCCUGCCACAGCAGUACCUAUUUAUCUACUUGCACUGGCGUGCUUUCAAACAGCUAGGUUGGGAGGAGCUGGGACAGAGCAACGGGAGCUCACUCCGUUACAGGGAUUCAAACUGCCAACCUUCCAAUCGGCCACAGCACCACCAGCAUCCCUAUGUGGAGGAACUUAGGAGCAAAAAUGUCAUUUUCAUGUUUAAAACACAGAUUACAUUCAUCUCUGAUUAUUGCUGAUUUACAUGCAAGUGAACUCCCUCUCCCUUGAGCUAGUCAGACUUCUAGAUCUCAUUUGCAAUCCUGCUAGUCCUGUAAAAGGAAGUUUAAAGAGCAUAAGCAAAGCACUGCUUUAAAAAUAAAUUAUGAACCAAUGAUGGCCGCAGCGACAGAAGAUUUUAAACAAUAGUCCCAGAUUGAUCUUUCAUGGUUAGGUUAAGAAGCGGUAUUAAAAAUGACUAUAAUUUCUAGGAUGCUUUUUCUACUUGUCAUUAUAAAGAAUGACAAAGGGCUAUUAUUGAACUGGCAAGAACUACUUUCAAACUUUGUGUGGAAUAAUAAUAAAAAAGCCAGCGUUCCCAUGGCAACCUUUGAAAAAAGCUCUAAUGACGGAGCUGAAGGAGGAAUGAAGUUUCCCAAUAUGGUAGAUUAUUGUCAUAUAAAACUACAUAUCUAAAGGUAAUAGCCCAUGAACUGAAGGUCACAAAGGUAACACCAUGGUACAAGUGUCUAAAGCAGUGUCCAAAUUCUGCUAGCAGUUAUUCCGAGGUAUAGGAAAAAAGAGAGAAGAGGCCAAUAAAUGUUUGAUUAUUGAUUGAUUCAUUGCCAUUCAUAUCCCACCUUUUCCCACAUCUCACACAAAUUGCUCUAUUGCCAAAGUUGGCAUGCGGGUUCCUGAGGUGGCAGAGGCUGCCUUUCUUGAUGCCUGGACACAGGGCACUAUUGUGAAACAAGGUGGUGGACAAAAUGUUGCUUUGGCAUUACUUUGCUAAAUUUCUCACAAACUGCCCUGUCCAUUAAAAAAAAACCAUUUUUUAAAGAAGGUUUUAGCUGAUACUGGAAGCUAGAGACCCAGAAGCAGCUCUUUCUCUGUGCUGGACCCAAAGCUGAACUUUGGGAUUCUUGCUGCUCAGAGAGACUGGGGUGUGCACAACACUACAUUUUUACAAAGUUCCGGGUCUUGUGUGCAUUAUUGUGAGUUGGAAUCCUCGUUGGGUAUAACUUUGUUUCCAUCCUGGGGUCUGCCAAACACUAGGACAGAAUGGGCAGUCUUCAACCAACACAAGGACUUCCACUUUUGCAACAAGACUCAUCUGCCCCAAAUCUGCUCCUGCUCCCUAAAACAGGUUUAGGGGGGACACAGAAGAGAAAACCAGGAGGAAAUCCCACGGUGCUAGUGGAAAUCCGUGUACUGAGUGGACUUGUUAUUCAGAGCUACUCUGAAUACAACCCAAUGCGGCCAGAGGCCAGUCGGCUCCCUGGGAAUGGAUGUGGUUUCUUUCAAAAGAACACAGGGAUGAUCCAUGGACAUGGCUGUUUGUCAGGUGUACUGAGCAAGGAGACCCAUGCUAGUCAUAUUCAUUGACAGAGUGUCCCCCCACCCCUUUAGAUAUUCACAGGGACACCAGAGUUGUGCAGAAGGAACAGAAUCCCGUCUGGAAUGAGGUAAACUCUUUAAUCCUGUUGAUGGCCUCAGUCACUUGUCUGUGGCCACACCAUCCAUUUAAAGUGCUAUAAACUGUCACAGUUUUGCCAAAGAAUUCUGGGAGCUGUAGUUUGUUAAGGGUGCUGAGAGUUCUGAGGGCAUCCCUGUUUCCCCUCCCAGAACUGCCGUUCUCCGUGUGGUUUACCACUCAAUCUUUCUUCAAAAAGAACUCCUGGAAUUGUAGCUCUAUGAGAGGAAUAGGGGUCUCCUAACAGCUACUUUCCAUGAUGCUUCUGAGGAAGCCCUCAACUCCUUGAAGGUAAAAACCAGGAUGCCAUCUUCCCAGACACCAUCUGCUUCUUCCUUCUCACAAGAGAACAGCGGCCAUUAGGGGCAUUGUGCCAAAAAACACGUGUUUUGGGGUGCUGCGCAAGAUCGCAGCCCUGAAAAAAGUGCUUUUUCGGAUGGAAUCACGGCACAAAAUCACACAAGAUCACAGCACCCAAAAUGGCUGCCAUUCUCUUGCAAGACAAAAGGGGAUAUCCCAGUUUUUCUAGGAGACUUGCAGGGGAUGGGCACUUUAUUUUUAUUUUUAUUUUUUUUGCAAAUUAAAUUUUUAUUGAUUUUCAGUAAACAUACAUACAUUCAUAAAUUACACAAAUAUAGGUUGCAUAUUUAACUUAGGCUCUGUCAUGCCUCUGAGUUCCCUCCAUUUCUUUGGUAAGUAUCAAAUAAAAUUCUAAUGUGGCGUACUUUAUAUAUCAUAUUAUCAACUACACGCUGUAAGAGUUAUUCCAACCCUACCAGUGUCUUCAAAGAUUUACAAUUGUUUCUUAUAUACAUCAAAUAUUUACUCCAAUUUUCUUGAAACUUCUGCUCGUCCUGAUCUCUUAAUUUUCCUGAUAGUCUGGCCAGUUCUGCGUAGUCCAUCAUUUUAACCUGCUAGUCCAUUAUAUUCGGUAUUAUGUCUGUUUUCCAAUUCUGAGCUAACAUAUUUCUGGCUGCUGUCGUGGCAUAUAGAAAGAGGUUUUUAUCUUUUUUUUCAAUUUCCUUUCCAAUCAAUCCCAGUAGAAAAGCUUCAGGUCUUUUUGGGAAAGUAUAUUUAAAGAUUUUUUUAAGUUCAUUAUAGAUUAAUUCCCAAAAGCCCUUCACUUUACUACAGGUCCACCACAUAUGGUAGAGGUCACCCUCCACCUCUCCACACUUCCAACAUUUCUUAUUUUUUGUUCUAUACAUCCUUGCUAGCUUUACUGGCGUUAGAUGCCAUCUGUAGAUCAUUUUCCACAAAUUCUCCUUUAAGGCAGUGCAAGCCGUAAAUUUCAUGUUUACAUUCCAUAGUUCUUGCCACACAUCAAAAUCGAUAUUAUGGCCAAAAUCAAUAGCCCAUUUAACCAUGGCUUCCUUUAUCUCUUCGUCUUUCGUAUACCAAUCCAAUAAUAAAUCGUAUGUUUUUGAUAGUACUUUAUUUUUACCUUCUAGAAUAUCGAUAUUGAAUUUAGAUUUCAUAGCACUUUAAAUGUAUGGUGUGAACACGAGCAGACUGGCAGAAAGACUGCCUGGGAGGCCAUGUGCCCUACCCUGCAAAGGACACAUUUGAAGGACUGCCGGCUGCCCUGUUUAAAGCUAAAGAACCUUUAAUGGCUGCCUUAAAAAUGGUAGCACUUCCUGAAAUUUAAUUCCUGUUUUUGAUAACACCAAAGAUAGAGUGUCACCAAAGAUAUUAAAAGAUUGGCAGUACAGAUUUAUAAAAUGUGUUUGGAAUGGGGGGUGGGGACCAAGAGUUGAUUAAAAAAUGAAGCAUAGUUAAAAACAAUGUGGUCUGUUUUUCCCAUCCAUAAACCUACAUUAUGAAGCAGCGAUGCAGAUCUGCGUCCCUCUUCUUUUGUGCAACGUGCAAGUGGGCAUCCCAAAGACUGCUAGUCUGACCAGCAUGGUGGUCUCCCUCACUCAUAAGGGAAAGCAGUUGAACCUUUGGGUGAGCUCUUUCCCAUCACCCAGGAGCAAGUGAUUGUCCCUCUAAGACCACCUGAUUCCCAGAGGGAUGUUGGUUUGUUGUUCAAGCAUCCUAGCAGUAAGCACAGAACCUAGAUUCAGGGAGUUUUUGAUCCAGGCCCCCUGGCACCUGACCAUAGACAAGCAGACCUUCUAGAAAAGGGGUUUUUAUUUAUUCAUUCAUUUAUAUUUAACAAAAUAGAUACUGCAAGCUGCUUGAUUGUAGUAAAACUCUUAACUGAUUUACUCAGAAUAUUAAAAGGAACAAUAAAAACAGUUGAAAAUGCUUAAAGCUAUUAAAACCUAAUAAACAAUAAAAGAAAAUGUUUGGAUAGACUUGCCUAAACAAAGAUGUUUGAAGCAGCCACAAAGAGGAGGCAAGAAAUUCCGAAGUGUGAGUGGUGCCACACUAAAAGAUCAUAAAAUUAAGGAAUGAAUAUUUUGUGGCACAUGUGACAGGGACAGUUCCACAGAUCGCAACUGUUGGGUGGUUGUUCCUGUUUACAUGCUUCAGAGAUCAGAUGCAUCUACCCAGCACUUUGGGAUUAAACUUCUAGAGACCCCAAGGAGCAAGAAUGACUAAUCUAGGAACUCGUAUCAAAAAAAAAAUUAACAAGACAACUCCCGAGGAAAAAACAGAAAUAAAAUAUGUUUUUGCUCAGGCCCAGUAUCAGCAACCAAAAUAAUCAAGCAUCUGCUAAGGACCCAGUAUUAUCAUGAUUAUGAUUAUAAUUAUAAUUCAGAAGGAUUCAUCACCAGCCAGUUCCAACCCAGCCAACCUGUCAGUUUACGCAGCAUAGCACUUUUCCUGCUCACCUCAUUCCACCCCACCCCCUUAAACAAAGAGGUUCUUUAGAGGAUAGCCACAGUAGCAGCAACACCAAGUUGGGCACUACAUUUUGCAGGCAGACACCACAUUUCCAAUACAAACUGAGCAAUGACUCAGCUCCCAUUCAAAACUGGCACAUCAUAAAGGAGCCAGGACCACCCACCCAGGACCAUCUUGUCCAGGGCAAGGUGAGUGACUAGCACCAUCAGCCGCUGACUGCUUUUCUUGCUUUCCCUGCAGACCCUGGUGUGGUAUUUGGAUGGAGAGUUGUUGGACAGCGACCCUUUUGUGACUGUCCACCUCCGAGAGUGGAGCACUAAAGCUGUUGACAGGUGAGCCACCAGAAGAAAGCCAAAAUGGAGCAUCUGGGGGUCAGGGACCAUUCUUGCUUUGCAUACAGCGUUGAAGGACCCGUUUGCAAUGCUAUUCUCUAGCUAAGUCAUGCGUACAGAAAUGCAUGUUCUCGGGUAAAGUAUGCAUAGUAAUGUAUAUAUUAGGGAUAUAACCAAAAAAAUGCAUUAUGCCACGAGAAAUUGUUUUGCAAAAUUGGGCAUAUGAGGCAGAAUUGCAUACAAGCCCGGCCUUGGCUGGGGAGGGCGGGGUAUAUGUGUCUUUUGAGGGGGCGGGGUAUUCAAAUAUGGUAUAUUCUUCUACACAUGCAAAGGUCUAGGGAGCAGUAGGGGGAUUAUCUCUUUUUUUUUUUGCUAAUUGUGUAAACUGGAAUGAAGAUCCAUCUACCUUCAGGGCAAAACUGCAGGUCACAUGAAGUGUACCAUCUAAUGGAACCGUAGUAUUUAGAGACUGCUGUGUUUUUGUUUGUUUGUUUUUGUUUCCUUUUCUUUCCUUUUCCUUCUUUGGAUGUUGCCAUGGCCUUUAGCUAGCACAAUAAAAUCCCAAAAAAAAUUAAAAUACGCAACUUCUAUGAUGGAGAGAAGAAUUGGGAAUGGUGCAUGGGUUGGUGUAUUAACCCCUCCCUCCCCUGCUAAAAUUUUUACAAAUCUUGCCAUCCCCCUGCAGCUACACAUUGCAACAACAGCAGCUUCCUUCCUGGUGCAAGUAAGUCAUGGGCUUUUGUCAGGCAUGUGGCAGAGUUCAAGCCCCUCCAUGCCCACCAUGGCCCCAGUUCUCAUCUGGACAACUGCUGAGUUGUAUAGGGAAGCUUUUUAAGGUUUAAUAUUUUACUAUGUUUUUAUAUAUGCUGGAAGCCACCUAGAGUGGCUGGGGCAACCCAGUCAGAUGGGCAGGGUACAAAUAACAAAUUAUAGUUAUUACAAUACUAAGAAAGAUGUACAAAAGGGUAAACUCCAUGUUUAAUGUCUCAGGUACACACUGCAAUCAAAUUCCAGGGGAUAGUGGGUGGACCUAGCCAGAUGGGUGGGGUAUAAAUAAAUUGUUGUUGUUUAGUCGUUUAGUCGUGUCCGACUCUUCGUGACCCCAUGGACCAGAGCAUGGCAGGCACUUCUGUCUUCCACUGUCUCCCGCAGUUUGGUCAGACUCAUGUUUGCAGCUUCGAGAACACUGUCCAACCAUCUCAUCCUCUGUCGUCCCCUUCUCCUUGUGCCCUCCAUCUUUCCCAACAUCAGGGUCUUUUCCAGGGAGUCUUCUCUUCUCAUGAGGUGGCCAAAGUAUUGGAGCCUCAGCUUCAGGAUCUGUCCUUCCAGUGAGCACUCAGGGCUGAUUUCCUUAAGAAUGGAUACGUUUGAUCUUCUUGCAGUCCAUGGGACUCUCAAGAGUCUCCUCCAGCACCAUAAUUCAAAUAAAUAAAUAAAUAUAAAUAAAUAAAUUAUUUAAAUAAUUUAAAUAAAUAAAUUAUUAUUAUUAUUAUUAUUAUUAUUAUUAUUAUUAUUAUUAAAUUAACAGCUGACUCUAGCAUCUUCUUGACAUUGCCAGGGGAACCUGGCAUGUCACAGCCAUUUACGUGUUACAAAAUAUUUGUAUCUUUGUGGAUGGAUGUGGAUUUUGGUGGGCUGGGAGGUCUGACUCCUGUCUGCUUCCUCCUUUGCCCAACGUGGAACCUUCCAGAUGAUUUGGACUACAACUCACAUCAGCCGCAGGCAGCAUAGGCAGCAUAGAUGCUGUGGGGUUGUAGUCCAAAACAUCUGGGGGGCACCAUGUUGGGAAGGGGGUCUCCUUCUAACACACUGCUAACUUUUGCACUGGCUUUGAAGCUCCUUGACGACUUCCCCUUAUAUCUCCUACUCUAGGAAUUUUGGCUUUGCUAGCAUAGCCCUAGGAGCUGCUUCUGAAAGACCCAGAACUUUGAUCAACAUCAAGAACCUGGCACUGAGGGAUGACAAUCUGAAACCAACUGGGGUAUGCCAGGAAAGGGGAGUCUGUGUGUGAAUGAUGAGGGGAUCUGGGUGUCCAUCUGAGCGGUAGUGAGAGGCAGUGGGCCCAGGACAAGAUUACAUUGAGUUCCCUCUAGAUCAGCCUUCCUCAACCUUCUGCCCUCUAGAUGUUCUGUACUCCAGCACCUAUCAUCCCUGAAUCGGUUAUGUUGACAAGGGCUGAUAGGAAUUCGCUGCACAUCUGGAAGACACCAAAUAGGAAAAUACUGCUCUAGAUUCCUUGAUUUUGAACAAUGCUGAUGUGGGUUGCCUCUCCUCUAGGGUUCCCUGCUGUGGUGUUGCUUUUCCAUAAUUAUUUGGAAGUAGAAUUAACAGGGUGCUUUUAAAUAGCCUUAGAAGGGACCUUUGCUGAAGUGGACUUAUUUAGAAGUUUGUAAACACUGGUCAUGAAGAAGGACAUGGCACUGAAAGAUAGCAUUAGAUUGUCCAGCAAUGCUCUUCCCAUAACUUAAAUCUUCCUAUAAUAUUUACUCACAAGUCUAUUCAGCGACAGUCCAUUCCAUGUUGAUUUAAAAUGUCCUCUUUGUAGGCCCAACUUUUUAAUUGAACAGAAAUGAUUAAAAAGGCCGGAAAGUGCAAAAUGGAUUUAUUUAAAGGCACGGGAGUCCCAAGACACCUCAGUAGCAUUUUGCCAGUCUAUACAGGACAGGACAGUGCUGCAAUUUCUUAUUAUUGCACACACACAAAAACCAUAAAUUGGGUCUAUAAAGGUAGGAUAAUAAUAAUAAUUUAUUAUUUGUACCCCACCCAUCUGGCUGGGUUUCCCCAGCCACUCUGGGCGGCUUCCAUAGAAACCAAAAAUACACUAAAAUAUCACACAUUAAAAACUUCCCUGAACAGGGCUGCCUUAAGAUGUCUUCUGAAUGUCAGGUAGUUGUUUAUCGCUUUGACAUCUGAUGGGAGGGCAUUCCACAGGGCGGAUAAGUAGAAUAAAAACACUGAAAUGCAAUUAUGUGGUGAUGGGAUCUGUAUUAUCCAUAAAUUUAAGUGAGUGAAGGAUGCCAGUCCCAGAGUAAAAGGCUAAAAGCAGUCAUAGACCCAGUUGUGAAAGAGCCUCAGUGCUUGUCAGCCAUCCCAGCAACUUUUCUGGCAAUGGCCAAAAUAGUGACAGGCCGGAGCAAGUGUGGCUGGAGAGAAAGUGCAGAAGGCAGUCUUGCAGAUAAAUCCACAAAAUUAAUAGCCCUCUAAGUAAUUAUAAAGGCAACCGAAACUCACAAUGUGGAAGAUAUUUGAGGCACACCAGCAGCCUGAAAGAAAUUAAGAAGAAGCUGACGUUCAUCUGACGUACAGAAAAUUCUCAUCUGGUUGCCCUGAGAAAACCCUUCCUUACCAUGAGUGAAUAUAGCAGCCUGCAUAGAUAAGCUAAAAUAAUUAUUUCUAAAGGAAAACGUAACAUUCAGAGAAGAAUCCACAAAUAUUUCUUAGGGGGCCUGGUAUCUACAGUGUGGGUGCACACUGGCUAUAGCAGACAUGAGAAGAUAAGGAUUCUUAUAUCCAUACUGUUAAAAACUUGCCCAGUGAUUUCUGCAGUUCAGGCUGUUGGUCUAGGGAUGUGAGCAGGCCAGGCUGCUUUCUUUAGGUUUCAGGUGGGGUUUGCUUGAGAACCCCUUAUUGUUUUCACUUUAGCUGCUUGCAAACUAAUACACAUUCACCUGACUCAACAUUUCAGUGUACCAUCACCGUGAAGAUCUGCUUUUCCCCUGCAGAACCUGCAACAGAUCUGCCAUCAAAAAAACAUGAUUUCAGGAAAUUUAGUAAGUAUGCAGUUGGCUUGGGGAAUGAUGCCUACCUAGUAUUGAUUACCAGCCCACAAGCUUGGGUCCUCAUUCCAUGAUGGGCCUCUAAAUACUGAACCAGAAAGUUCAACUGCCAACCCUGAGAAAGUCAUCAUUUCUAAGAUGAUUUGAUGAAGCAAUGAAAUCUUAACACCUCAUUAGCUUCCUAGGGAAAAUUAUAUUUUCAGUCUAUUUGAUUUUUUUCCUACAAGGUGAGUCUAUUUUGCUUGUGUUUUUAUGUACAAUUGCUGUGCCUUUGUAUUAUUAUUUCUAUCAAUUAUAUUGCUCAAAGAUUAUAUUGCUCACCUUCUUAUGCCCCUUACGGGUCCCACUGACUUUGUCUGUGUUUUUCAUACGUACGUCUGCACAUUUCAUGUGUGUGCAGCAGACUGCGCUGCAAUGUAAGCAACACCACCUUCACUCCUGUGUGUAUUGCCCCAGGAGAUCCCCAGAAGGAAAUAUUUCUCUUUGCCUUUGAUUAAUUCUUGUAUCAUUUCAGAGAUUCUGUGCAUUAUAUUGCUUCAAAUAUUUAGGGGGGAAAGCUAUGGAAACAAUAGACGUUACAGCACUGUUAUUUCUGGUCUUCACCAGUUUGCUGCCCCAUCUUUGCAAAGGAUUCUGAAACGGAAGAACUGGUUCCAAAGGAAACAGAUAUCCAAGAGGCAACGCCAAUGCCCACACCCAAGAAAGUGUUGGUCGACAAGAAGCAAGUCUUUCAGGUAAGGUGGUCCAACUGCUGAGGUCAAAAUGUAGGAACAAUCAUUGUUUUAAGACAUCCUCUGCCAUCCUGAUGCCAUCCAGUUGCAGCCAUACUGGCUGGGACUAAUGGGAGAUCAGGUGCAACAACAUCUGGAUGAUGACUAGUUGGCCUCCGCUGCUAUAAAGUCUCCUCUUUCUAUCUCAACUAUUUUCCCUUGGAUGUAACUCACCAGUAAAGAUGUCAGAGAAUUCCAACAAAAAUGGAAGUGGGACCAUAAAUUGUCAGUGUUCACUUAUUUGUCCCAUAUCUGGGACAUAAAUCAGUCUAGUAAAUACAAUCAGUAUUUGCUUUUGCUUUCAGUCCACCAAUGAUACAUCAUUGAUUAUGUUUCUUCCCCAUUUGCACUACAUAUCCUUUGCAUCAGAAUGAAUAGGGUGUAAUAAUGUAGUGACAAUGCAAUUCAGUUAAUUAAUUAUGUAGAUUACAUUUGUUAUGUAAUUUCACUGCAGUGGAUAGUGAGAGAAGUAAUGCAGGCUUGGGCAGAAGAUGAACUGCAGUGGAACAGUGGAGCGUGUGACAUAUACGUGGCGAACCAGAAAAUGCUGCCUUCUUCCAUUCCUACCCACUGGCUUACAUCCUGGAGUCUGAGCUCCACUAUCCCUUGUCACCUCCACCUCUUUGUUCUCUUAUUUUGGCCCUUUCUCCAAGCAUGUCUCCAUUCUGGGUGUUGCUCACCUGCCUUUUGGCCAUAGACUAUGACAACAGAUCACAGAUGCUUUCAGAGUGUGGCCAACAUGUUGUCUCUCUCAUUCUAGGUGCGAGUUGGAAUAAUAGAGUGCCGGCAGCUGCAAGAAAACAACAUCAAGCCGGUGGUCAAAGUCUCUAUUGGGGAUUACGUGUUCAGGACGAGAAUUAAAUUUGGGAUCAGCCCCUACUACAAUGAGGUUGGUAUUCUGUGAGCUUUCGGGUGGCAUGCACAAACACUGUCCUUGGCUGACAGGGGCUUUCCUGUCUGGGGCUCAAAUGAAAAAGUCAUUGUACAGUAGCAGGAUCUUAGGACUUGAAGGUGCUGGCUUGCUAAGAGGAAGAGAUGCUGUAUUUGGAAAGGCACUAUGAACCACCUGCGUUCUAGAAUGAACACACUAUGAGGCUGUUUGCAGUCAUUUCUGCAAUGUUGGGGAACCUGUGGUCCUCAAGACGUUGCUGGACUCUGUCCCUCGUUAGCCCAAACCAGCAUGGUCUGUGCUCAGAGAUGAUGGGAGAUGUAAUCCAACAACAUCUGGGGGGCAACAUGUUUGCUACCCCUGCUGUAGAGAGUAAGAGGAACAGCUUUCCUCCUAUCUACAAUCCAGCAGCAAUAGCUCAAUAACUAUACAAAUCGAGUGGAGGAAGCCAGUUGGGCAGAGGAAAGCUACUUUCCUGGUCCAAUAUAAGUAAAUGGUGUUAUUGUCCAGACCAUAGUCAACUGCAAUCCAAAGAAAAUGAAAGAGCCUAUAGCUCAUUGGUAAAGCAACAAAGGAAGUGAUCUUAUAUCAAGUCAGCCCAUUGGUCCACCUAGCUCAGUAAUGUCAACACUGACUGGCAGCAGCUCUCCAAUCUUUCCCAUCCAUACCUAGAUAUGCCAGGGAUUGAACCUGGGUUUUUUUGCACUCAUAGCAUUCUCUGUCACUGAGCUUAGGGAUAAAAUAAUAAUAAUAAUAAUAAUAAUAAUAAUAAUAAUAAUAAUUAAUAAAUAAAUAAAUAAAUAAAUAUUUAUACUCUGGGUGGCUUCAAACACACAUUUAAAAUAAAUAAAUAAUAAAACAUCAAACAUUAAUAUUAACAACCUGUUCAUGCAGAUAUCAGAUCCAAACUGGCAUGUUCAGUUAAACAGUUUCCCCCCUCCUCCAUUUAAAUAACAGACAGGAAAAACCCUUUAUUGCCUGGGAUAGUUUGGUUCAGCAUAAGGCAACUACAUUUGUCCAAAAUGAUUAGAUAUAAUUGGUAGACUAACCAAUUAACCUUUAGUCGCUCAAGCAGUUGGGACCAGUUGGAACUGGUGAAAAAUAAACUAUCUUGGGACAUGAGAGUAAAUGCUCACACCUUUGCUUUUGGGGACUGUUUUGAUUCAUCCUGUUCUCACAGUGGCGAACGAGGGAGCAGAACUUGAGCACAAGAGUAGCGCUCUCCCCUCCCAUGGUUUCCAGCAAGUGGCAUUUUGAAGCACUGCUGCCUACAGCUGUGAAGGUGGAAUAAAGCCAUCAUGACUAGGAGCCAUUGACAGCCCUCUCCUCCUCCAUGGAUUUUUCUAAUUCUCUUUUAAAGCCAUCCAAGCUGGUGGCCAUCACUGCCUCCUGGAAAGCAAGCUCCAUGGCUUGACUGAACACAGCAUCUCCUUCUAACAAUAUUCUAUUUUCUUUAUCAGCACGUAAGACAACUGUUUUGGAGGGGAUUCAACAACAUGCAUGAUGCUGGUAUCAUCUUUAUGGUCCUUUUUUGCACCUGCUGAAGACAAGCCUAUUCACCCAGACCUUUUAAAUGACAUACAUUUUACCUCUGGGCCACUCUAUUUAUAAUUGAGUUUUAAAUUAUGCUUCUGUGUUUUGCUUUUCUUGUUGUUUUAUUAGGUUUGUUUUGGUUUGCUUCCUGUGAGUACCCAGAGAACUCCUGUUAUAGUAUAGCUGCAUAAAAGUAGAAACUAUGCAUGAAUGAUUACUCAGGUGGAAAGCCCUUUAAUGGGUUUGAAGCUGUAACAAGGACUUUUCAAUAUUGCCUCUGCUGGAAGGUUGUCAUCUUACUGCAGCCAUAGGCAACCUCGGCCCGCCAGAUAUUUUGGGACUACAAUUCCCAUUAUCCCUGACCACUAGUCCUGUUACCUAGGGAUCAUGGGAGUUGUAGUCCCAAAACAUCUGGUGGGCCGAGGUUGCCUAUGCCUGUCUUACUGCAACCUAGGUACCUCUCUUCUUCAUUCACAUUUGUUUGAUUUUCCUUAGACAUUCGUUCAGACUUUUGAUGAGAGACCUAUGCAACUAUUCGACCAGUUCAUUGACAUCCAGGUGAGAAAGCGACAUCUGGUCCUUCCUUUUCAACAGAAUCCCAUGUCCUCAAGAGCAGCCCGUGUGGUGCUCUCCAAAGGCUGGCAGGCUCCAGCUCCUAGCAGCCCCCAAAGUCUGGCAUGAUAGGAGUUGGAUUCCAGCAACCUCUGGAGGACAAAAGGUUAGACACGUCUUGUGAUUGCAUUACCUUGUGAUUCUUGUAAAGAAGCAGCAAAUUGGGUUGUCGGCAACUGGGGCCACAUUAGCACCAUAAAUUUGAAGCACUAUCGUGUCACUUUAAACAGCCCCAAAGAAUGCUGGGAGCUGUAGUUUGCUAAGGACACUGAGAGUUAUUGGGAGACUCCUGUUCCCCUCACAAAGCUACCAUUCCCAGAGUACUUUAACAAUCAAUCCCUCUUCACAGGGAACUCUGAGAAUCGUAGCUCUGGCAGGCUUCAUUCGGACUCAGGGCUGAUAACCUGGGGAGCAGAACUGGCAAUUUUGUAAAAGAAGAAGCAGACCAGAUGUAAAGUGACUUCUAGUCCGGAAUCUUCAGAGAGUCUUAGUGGAACAAGGAGGCAGAAGGAGCCGUAGCAGAAACUGAGGAGUGGAUACAAGAACAAACAGAGAUUCCCAAGCAUAUAGGAACAAGACCAUCCCACCACCAUCCCCAGCAAGUAGCUAGAACCUUGUCCUCAAUCCACAUCCUCAGCUAAACACUGCAAGGUCCCAGGGUCGUUCAUCGCAGCUUCAAGGAACCUGGCCAGGUGAGAGGUUGCAUGAGCUGCUUCUGAGACGUUGCAUGCCCAUGGACUGUGGGCACUCUUUGCCACUCCCCAGCCACGCUUCCUUCUCACAAGAGGUCACAACACCUAAAAGGCCACAAAUGACUGUUAAGCAACUAGGUUGUUCCACUCAGAGUAGACCCAUUGGAAUUCCUUCACUUGUUAGGCCACAUUCGCACCAUACAUUUAAAGCACUACAAUACCACUUUAAACAGUCCUGACUUUCCCCAAAGGAUUCUGGGAGCUGUACUUUAUUAAGGGUGCUAUUAAGGAGGCCCCUCUCCCCUUCACAGAGCUAUAAUUCCCAGAUUUCCCUGUGAAGAGGGAUUGUUAAACCACUGUAGGAACCGAACUUUAGGAGGGGAAUGGGGGUCUCCUAACAACUCUUGGCACUCUUAACAAACUACAGCUCCCAGAAUCCUUUGGGGGAAGCCAGGACUGUUUAAAGUGGUAUCAUAGCACUUCAUGAUGUGGAUGUGGGCUGAGAGAGCUAGCAGGGCAAAAGGAGGAGACACCCAUUCCUGGGACUGAGGCCUAAGAAGAAGCCAUCAGGCAGGGGAACCAGAAAUAAGGAUAGAAAACCAACACACUAUUGCCCAGGUGAAGUCCAAGCUUGACCCUGACACUUUUUGUUAGCUCUUUCAAGUCAGGAACAUAGGAAGUUGUCUUGUAUCAAAUCAGGCUGCUGGUGUAUUUGUUAUACACUGGCUGGCAGCAGCUCUCCAGGGUUUCAAACAGAUGUCUUUCUCAUCUUUACCUGGAGUUUCCUGAACCUGGGACUUUCAGCAGGCAAAGCAGGUAGUCUCCCUCUGGACUGUGGCCCUUUCCCCGCCUAGCCUGACGGUAGGCAAGUGUGGUGUGUACACCAGAAGAAGUGGUGUGGGCUGGUGGCUCUUGAGUCACCUUCCUCCAGCUCCCAUUGAUUAUGUUUUCCAUUCUUCCACACCCUCUGCGCAGACAGUGUGUUGUUCCUGGGUUGCCUGUUUUGCAUUCUAAACCCUUAAAUCUAUUCCUUUUCCUCGAAGAUACAAAAGAAGCCCCAAUGCAAGUGGCAAAAGGAUAACGCAGCUGCUAAUUGUAUCUCACUUAGACUAGGGGCAACCCAUGUGGUGUGGUGCCCUCCAUAUGUUUUGGGUGAAGGUGCAUCGCCCAGUCCAGUACCAGCAGCGUAUUCAGGACACCCCAUUAGAGGGUGGAAGUCUCUGUCCAGAAGCCAAGCAUGGGGCAGGCGGGCCUUAGAGCUUCCAGCAAAUGGCCUUAGCGUGGCCACCUCAGUAGCUUGGUGUCUUGGAGAGGCCAAAGUCCUUGGCAUAACCCUGAAAAUGUUUCAGCCCUCCAGCAGGAGGCUAAAACAAAUAUAUAGUACACCCGAUGCCUGAGCCAAAAUUCCACCUACUUCUGUAAAGUUGUGGCCAUUUUUAAUCCAGAUUGUUGUCUGGUUGAGUUUAUUUUAUCACUCCUUAUUUUAGUCACUGCCUGGGGGAGAGUGGAGUUGCGACUGAGGCCACAAUUGCCUCUUACUCAGACCAGACACAACCAAUGUGGUGGGGGCCCCUCCACAUAUAGUAUUUUGGAGUUCAGCUCCCAUCAGCCCCGGCAUGGCAAUUUCAGUGAUCAAGGAUGAUGGAAAUUGUAGUCCUCAACAUCUGGAGGCACUGCAUUGCCAACCCCUAUACUAGGCAGACAAGGCAGCUUUGUGGGAGGGGAGGGGAAUUUAUGUGUGUUUCUUUUUUUAGGUGCUGAACUCCAAGGCAAUACGGGCCGAUUCCCUCAUUGGGGUCUUCAGGGUGAGCAGAUGCAAUUUUGGCUGAUAUCUACAGAGAGGCAGAAAUCAAGAGGUGCCUCCCUGCUGGUGAUGCUCAGUGGGCCUGAACUCAGGACUGGGCCUUGAGCUGCUCUGGGCUGGCCCCCUAGACAAGGGAAAGAGUCUUUUUUAGAAGUUCUGAUCUCUCAGCCAAGCUUUUGACAUUCAUUCAUUCAUUGUUUGUUUGUUGUUUUACCACUGGUAGCACUCAACAUCUGGCAACAUCCAACACUUAAACAGGCUCUAUUUAUGGCAGCUAAUUACAUUAGAGCAACAACUACUAAAUGCAAUGUUAUAUUAGGGUAUUGUUUGCCUAUAAAGGCAUACAUCAGUGAAAAUGCCAUACAAAAAUGCAUUACCAUAGGGGAGUGUGCUUGCAAACAUGUCUAUAUUUGUCAAAACUGCAUUUAAGAAUUAGGGGAAAUUCACACUAAGGAAACCAAAUUGCUGCAGAAAUGUGAAAAACUGAAUUUAAGAUUGGAAAAAGGAGAAACUUAGAAAACCAGAAUUUGUAAAUCCCUAGUCCCAGCUCAUACCUUGGGUUGGUUUCCUUGGAGUGAAGACCACGGAAGGCUGAUGGUGAUUUCUGUGGUAGAAGGUUUAUAAACACAGGCUGAGCAUGUUCUGGAAGGUUUACAGCAUUAAUCUUCCAGCUGAUUAUCUCUUCCUCCUACUUUAGGUUCCUGGGGUGGGUCACCAAAGCCGUAGCUUUGGAUUCUUGCAAAGAGCAAGUCAGGCCUCUGUGUCUCUUCUGCAGCUCCAGCCCCUAGACGGCCAUUCUCCUGUGUCCUUUUCCACACAGAGAUAUCUUGAAGACAUCCCCUUUAGCCAGGGAGAGGGAGGGAGACACACCCUCUUCCACUGACCACCCAGAAGAGCCUCCAGACAACACAUUAGCAUACAUUACAAUACAGAUACUUAAUAGACCUGCCUAUGCUAUUUCCUUAAUAAAGAAGCAUUUGACCAUUUUAGCAAUCUCCCCUAUUCCUGUGGAACCCCAUUUUAGUUAUAAAAUCACAGGAUUGGAAGGGAACCCCACCUCCCGCAAAAAGGAAAAACCACCACAAUUUAGUCUAACCACAAACUCUUUGCAAUAUUCUGAAUUGCCCUGAAAUUUUCCCACAGCUCAAUUUUUUCUUUCCUUGACAAUUCCUGUAACUCCUUCUGUUUUUCUCUCUCUGCAGAUUGAGAUCGGGCUUGUGUAUGAAUCUCCAGGUACUUUUGUCUAGAGCCAGUGGCGAGUUUGAGGGCUCUUGGGAGGCAGGGUGUCCAAGACCCUUCAGCCACUGUUCCCUUCCUCCGCCCUCCACUGGGCUUUGUGCUCCAUCCUCACAUCACAAGCUCCAUGGAUGUUUUUGGUGUUAGAUCCUGUUAAUUGUCCUACUGGUUGUUUUGUGCUAAUAUGCUUUUUAUAUUGUAGUGCAUUAUAUUUGUAUUACAUAUUACAGCUGUUGUGCUACUACUAUAUUUAAAUUGCCUAUUUUCUAUGUAUAUUUGUGGGAAAUGAAAUGUAAACCGGCUAUUGUAGGACAUGGGAUGGUAUUACUACGCUAUAGAGCCCGUCAGAUUUGAGUAUAUGGUGAUGGCAAUUGAAGGCAAUUGAGAGUGAGAGCUAGUGAGGCAAUGUAAGCAAUCAGAUUAACCUUUUCACAAGGAGUGCCUAAAAGAAUUGGAAAAGGAAGCCCUCAUCAACAGGGCCAAAACCAUUCAUGGAAACUUGUGAAAAGUUUCAGCUCAGACCUCAGAUUUAGGGCUUGACAGCUUAUAUUACCUACAGAGUAAGGAAAGAGGGACUCUGACCAGGUCACAGAGUUUUAUAUUGACAUUUGACAGAAAGGAAGCAUCCUUGUGAUACUGUUACUCAUAGCAACUCCCCUGCGAGGACUUUUUAGUUAGGAGAAAAGGUGAGCAAGAGGUGAAAUGACAGAGGUGUCUAAAAUGAUGCCUGGCCUGGAGAAAGUGGACAGAGAAACGUUUUUCUCCCUCUCUCAUAACACCUGAACUCAUGAACAAUCAAUGAUGUUGGAAGAUUCAGGACAGAUAAAAGAAAGCCCUUCUUCACAAAGCAGUUAAACAGUUAAAAUAUUGAACUGUGGAACUCACUCCCGCAGGAGGCAGUGAUGGCCGCCAUUGAGGAUGGCUUUAAAAAAGGAUGCGGCAAAUCCAUGGAGGAGAAGGCAAUCAAUGGCUGCUGGCCAUGAUGACUAUGCUCUGCCUCCAUGGCUGGAGGCAGCAAGGCCUCUGAAGACCCGCUGCUGGAAACCCCGGGGGAGAGAGGGCUCUCGGGCUCGGGUCCUGCUUGCAGGUUUCCCACAGGGAUCUGGCAGGCCCUGGUGAGAACAGGAUUCUGGCCAAGCCUGAUCCGGCAGGAUCUUCUAAUGUUUUUAAAAUGAAUGUCUAUCCACAAUUAGAUGGCACUUCUGGAUGGUGUGAAUGUUGGCUCUUGUUCUUUUCCCUAGGUCAUGCUCUGAUGGGCAAAUGGCUGAGCCUCUAUGACCCAGCUAAUCUCAAUGCCGGACUAAGGGGCUAUGUGAAAGUUAACCUCUGUGUCCUUGGAGCUGGAGAUCAGGCGCCGGUAAAAAUCUUUACAUUACAACAUCUUCACCACCUCAACAGAGGCUUGUCACGGGCAUUCAAGUUCAUGUGAUGCCAUUGGCAGCUAUUAAAAUGAUGGGGUGCCUUGUUUGGAUAAUGGAAUAAAGCAUCAUUUUUCAAGACUGGUAGGUCAGACGCCAACUUGCUAAACAGUUUAGUAGAGCAGGACAGGCUGACUAGACAAGCAGAACUCUUGGUGGCCUUGUACCAGCAGCCUAAAUAGGAAGAACUUGGGAUUUUAGCAGCAACAUUCUUAAGAAGAUAAAUAUUAUCUAUACCUGGGUCCUGCUACAGGAUGCCAACAGCAGCUCAGUUGAUAGCUCAGUUAGUUAGAGUGUAGUGUUGAGAACAUCAAGGUUGCGGGUUCAGUAAGGGACAGCUGCAUAUUCCUGAACUAGAUGAUCCUCAGGAUCCGUUCCAACUAUGAUUCUAUGAUUCUACUAUGUGGGGUGCCCACCCAAAUUCCUAUGCCAGACUGGGAUGGUGGAUAUGGAGUGUUAGACUUAUUCCUGUGGGGAACAAGGUUCAAACUCCUAUUUUGCCCUGAAGCUCAGUGGGUGAGUGGGGUCCAGUUGCUCCAUCUUGACCUUACCACCUGUCUCGAUUUGCACCUGCCCCUACAUUAAGAACCUCACAGGAAAGCUGCUUGGGGUUCCCCCACUAUCUAAAGGGCCUUUUGGGUAGUAGCACUCCAGCAUGGAACACCCUCCCCAGAGAAGUUUGCCUGAAGCCUGUCUUUUGUUUGUUGUUGCUUUUUCUUCUCUCACCUUUUGCAGAUAAUUUUAAUUGCUCUUGCAAUUCUGUGGUCUUUAUAGAAUCAUAGAAUCAUAGAGUUGGAAGAGACCACAAGGGCCAUCAAGUCCAACCCCCUGCCAAGCAGGAAACACCACCAGAGCAGUCUUUAGCUUUAUUUAAGUUUUGUUUGUGCCUAUAUUUGAAUUGUUGCAAACUUUUCCAGGGACAUGAACAAGCAGCGGAAAAAGACCUAUAAUUAAUUCAUUACCUUACCUCAUAAGGUUGUUUUGAGAAUAGAACCAUGAAUUCUACUCUGAGUACCUGGCCAAAUGGAAAAGGCCCACCUUACACCAUUGCCUGCCCCCAUGUGGCCCUCCUGUGUGGCUCACCACAGGGAGAAGCUACAGGACAGCAGGUCCCAUAUGCCAGAUCUACUGUUUUCUUGGGAGACGGCAUGCCUGUUAAACUGGGUUGAGUUUUUCCACAGCUUUCCUUGCAAAACUGUGGGCUGGUUCCAACAUUGCAUUUGUUCCUGCUACACUGUUUGUGCUCCUUUUGCAGCUGCCACUGAAAUGAACACAGAAAGUGCCCUGUUUGAAUCUGAAACUCCCUCCGUGUUCUGUAGGGAUGAUCUGUGACAGCUUUCACCCACCUAGGGCCCUCCCUAUAUUUGAGACUGAAAAAGGAUUAUGGGGAAGGGAGCUCCCUGACAGAGCACCUGCUUUGCUUGCAGGAAGUCCUGCCCCCCACCCCCCGGCAUCUCCAGGUGGGGCAGGGAAUGUCUCCCAUCCAAAGUCUUGGGAGCCGUUGCUGGUCAGUGUGGCCAGGUAGGCCAAUGGCCUGAUCCAUGAUAGGGCAGCUUCCUGUGUUCCCAUCCAUCCCAACUAGCACAGCUGGGGCAGGCUGCGGCUGAUGGGGGUUGUGAGCCAAAAACAUCUAGAGGGCCACCAGCCACCAGCAUCUGGGUCACAGGUUUAUGUUGCGCCUUUCUCUUCUCCAAGGAUGCAGCCCAUUUGCCAGACAGUGGCGAUUUGGAGGCCAACCUCCUGCAGGCAGCAGUAAUGCCAGCAGUACGCAGAGCCAUGCUCCAGCUCUUUGUAUACCGAGCAGAAGAUUUGUCUCCAAGUAAGUUUGCCCUCUCUCUCUCUCUCUCUCUCUCUCCACACACACACACACACACACACACACACAAUAUUCUGUUUGGCCAGUGCUUUCUAGGCACAAGUUCGAGAAGUUUUUCGUUUGCCCAUCUGCUUUUCCCAGAAAACUCACUGUUUACUGCUAAAUCAGAAGAAACCCCAAUCGGGUUUUUGAGUAUGGGUGUUUGUUCUGAUUCAGCAAUAAACAAUGGACAAAGGAAAAACCUCUUGGUGACUCUGCAUCCCUGUACCACACUCAUAAAGUGCCCUCUUUGUCACAGUGGGGUGGCAGUGCGAAACCAAGAUAGGGACAAUGGCCCCUUUCUCUUUUUUGUCUGUUUCUAUAGAGAGACUGAUUUUAUUUUGCAAAUUGCAGCACAAUUUUUUUUUUAAAGUUACAGAUCUCAUAUAGACCGAAGUGAUAACCAUUAAGAUCAGUAGAUGUAGCUUGGUCCCUUGGUUUCCUCGUAUCAUGUGUUAAUCUUUGCAUGAUGAGAGUGAGAUGCCAAACACACUUAUACCAAUUUGCAAUCAAAAAUUCAGAGGAUGUUUUCCAGCCUCCAUCUGUUGAUCAGGCUGCAACCAAGAGGAAAUUAAUAAGGUAUUUGUGGAGGUGGUUUCCCGCAGCAGAGGAAACCGCUUGGGCGCCUGGAGCGGUGCGCCCAGGGGCAGCGUGAGCCACCCAUAGGAGCGGGGCGAGGGCAAGGCCAGCCGCCCAUAGGGGCAGGGUGAGGGCAGGGCCUUCGGAGUCUGCCUGCCUCCUCCCACUCAGCCACCCUACAGCUGGGGAGGGGGCAGCGGAUGGACUGUUUCGGCAGCGUGGAGCCUCUACGCGCCCAAGCCACCAUGUCUCUCCCAGGAGAGACGAGUGGCUUGGGCACACUGCAAGCCCUGCGGUGAGUGCCGCCCAGCAUUUUGUCACCCCUCUUGGUGGGGACACCCUGGGUGGCUCGCACCUACCGCACCCCCUUCCUCCACCCCUAGGAGGUUUGGACCAGUAAAAAUAGACAAGAGCUUAAGGGGCAGCUUCUGGGAGGGUCUCUCCCUUCAUGUGAGACUUAGCAUUUCCAGAGCACUGAAAGUGGCGUGAGAAUGGGUUAGCUUCCUGUGGUGCAUAACAAGGAUGGGGAAGCCUUUUCAGCCAGAGAGCCACGUUUCCUUUGGGGAGCCUUCUGUAUGGCAGCCGUGUGCAGGGCUCCAGGGACAAGAUGGUGGAGCAGUGGAUAUAAAUGUUGGCUUUGUAUACUAGGCUGUUUUUAAACAAAGCUAUGUUUUUUAAAAAGCUAUGUAACAGAUUUAAGCACCACAAAACUUCCCACCCACAAAAACAAACAAACCACACACUUAUUAUGGAAAAAUGUUUGAAGUAGCCCUGGUCAGUGGGGGAAAGUCUUUGCAUUUUUCAUAUGCAUUUGCAAUUAAUUAAAUACAUAGGGUAGCAGUAGGGCUGGGAUGUCCUUUCAGGAGCUAAGCCCACGUCCUUCCCCACGUGUUGUUAUGACUUUGCCUCUGUCUUUGCAGUAUGCCAGGCUUUAUAAAGAACUUAAUGAGCUUUGCUGCUUUUUGCAAGCAAAAAUGCUUGUUAAUUUGUAAUUUCAGAAAUUCUGUGCCUGGGCUGGGCCAGACAAUGGAGUCCCAGUUAAACUGGUGGGCCAGAGAGUGAGGAUAAUAGCACAGUUUUGCUCUUGUGUUGGUGGACACAGUGGACUAAGCCUUUGCUUGUGAAGGGGCAGGGGGGAAAGGCAAUAAUCGAGGAAUCGCCUUAAGCUUUGUCCUGGCUUAAGAACAGAAGAAGAGCCUUCUGAGUCAGGUCAAAAGCCCCUCCUGACCCAGCAUUCUCACAGUGUCCAACUGGAUGUUUGUGGGAAGCCUGCAAGCCAGACCUGAGUACGAUAGCGCUCUCCACACCUGCAAUUCCCAGCAAGUGGUAUUUAGAGACCUACUGACUCCAACCAUGGAGGGAGGACAUAGCCACCAUGGCAUGCAUUGCAGUGGUGCAUUAGUGCGCAUGCAUGGCCUCCACAGUUCAAGCAUGCACAGUAAGUAAAAGUGCUUCUUCUGACCUUUUCUCAAAACUUGAGAAACAGGAUAAUUGCUGUUUUGUUUUUUUAAUUUCAACUGGUUUUUGCUCUAGGAAGCUUUUUGGCUGAAGAACAAGGGGGGAAAUGAUUUACUUAAAUAAAUCAAUAAAUUUUUCAAAAAAAUAAACCCAACAAAACAAAACAAAAACAAUUUUUAACAAAGAACAUUCAGAUAAGUGGCUCAGAGGUCAAAACACAGGCAGACAAGGGUUUGUUUCUGUUAGGCUAUUAUAUGAGUGAGAAGGCUUGAAUCUUUUCUUCUAAAUGAUAUAGGUGGAUAGUUCAGAUUCAUGUUCCUCCAGGUUCCUUUAUGCGGUCAACACAUUCCCAUUAGAGCUGUCUAGCAGAUAAGAGAGUAAGGAAGGGCUAACACCCUGGUAAAAUGGGAUCAUCAAAAAAGAUUUAAUAGGGCUCUUACUUUCCUCAACAGUACGGAGCAACAUGGAUGUUGAUCCCACUGGCGGUUCAGUUGACCCUUCUCUGGAAGUUGAUUUUGCAGGGAAACUGGUAUGUAAAAUGCAGCCCUAAUUAUUUUAUUCUUCCUUAAAGGAAGACAGUAGCCUCUUAAGAAAAUAACAUCUGCUACUUAUAAACAAUACAAUAAGGUUCUGUAUUCUACAGCCUUUGAAUUUACUAGCCUGUACAGUCUAUGUUAAUCUCUAGUAGCAUAAAUGGAGGAAAGGGCCAAUAUUUCAAUCCAUCUUUGCCUGAUCACCCGAAGGCCCCUGAUGCUCACCAGAAAUAGCCUAGCCAAUGGUUGUUUGCAAGCCUAGUGUUUGGUGGAAAUGACAAGUUGCAGUAAUGCAAAACAAAAACAGGGUAACUACCUCCUAUUUACCUGGGAACUCAUUUUUAUGUCUUGCAUGGAAAGAUGCAACUUGAGAAUGACUUGAAGGUGUGUCUGUUAGAAUUGUCAAAGGGUGCAUUUUGCAAAACUCUGGUGCCAGUUUGGAAGGAGGCUGACACAGAAACCCAAGCAUGCCAGUGACGCGAGUGCCUUGCUGGCAGGUCCUGGUGUUUCCACACAGAGAGGCAUUUUCUUCCAGGUAGUGCUUCACUGACACAUGCUCAGCCUCAGGCUUAGCUGGAAAUCAUAGCACUGGACUCACUUUCUGCAGGUGAGCUGCUUCUGGUUGCCAUUGAGGACCCUAAGGAAAUUGGGGAGGUGGCAGUCCCACACAAAGCAAUGCACCCUCCUUCCAGCUAUCCUCAGCGUGGGCUAGGUGCCAUUUUUUAGCUACCAGUGACACCUGGGAGCCUGGCUAUUAAUAUCUCUCUAAUAUUAAUAUUUUUAUGGAGCACUAUCAAUGUACAUGGUUCAUAAUUGUGGAUGGGGGAGAAAUUCUACCUAAUUCAUAUUUCCUGAAAUUAUACACAAACUAAACUGUAGUUAUGCUUUGAAAUCAGCAGCUCUUUGAAUUUUACAAUGCCGUUCUCCAACCCCAAGAAAUGUGUACAGAAAUGUGUUUAUUGGAGGAAAGUGUGCAUAAAAAUGCAUAUAUCGCUGAAAAUAAUACCAAAGUGCAGUACAUUGUUUUAGAGAAACUUCCUUUCAAAAAUGUGUAUACAGUCUUAGUAGAAAUCCUGCUUUUUGUGGCAAACCAAACUUAAUAUCUGGAAAAUUAGAAACUAAAACCAUAAUUAGAGCUUCCAUAUUUAAUUGAUUAAUCUAACAUGUGCAUUGAUUAAACAGACAUUUUGUCAACUGGAAAACUGCUCCCAAUUACUCAGGCAGCAAAUUAAUGUUUAUACAAACAACAGAGGGCAACCACUACUGUUAUUAGUAAAAUCAUAGAGUUGAAAGGGACCCUAGGGAUCAUCUAGUCCAACCCCCUGCAAUGCAGGAAUAUGCAGUUGUCCCCUAUGGGGAUCAAAACCUGCAAUAUUGGCGUUAUCUAUCAGCACCACAUUCUAACCAAUUGAGCUAUCCAAGCUGGGGCUAAUUAAUCAAUUAUUACCUGCCCUUCACCAGCAGAUCCCAGGGCAAGCUACAACUUAAGAGAGACCCUUUCUUUCUCCCUCACAUAGGAGGGAACGUCUUUUUGAAGGCAUUACCUGCCAUUGAUGAUAGAGGAACCUAUCUUCUAAAGACACAAGAAGUUUGCUUCAGAACCAUUUCUUUUAUCUACAUGCAGAUUUAAACAAGAAACUGAUUUCUUCAUCGACUAAGAUUUAUUUAAUUGAAUGACAGCUCUAAUCAUAAUCUGCAUAAAAGAUGAUGUGCCAUAUUCUCUCUAUACAGCUAAAAAUUAAAUACAUCUCCUUUCCAGCGUUCUUGCUGUAAUAUUUGGCACAUUGACUCCAUGGUACUCCCUCUCCCUCUCCAAAAUACACAAAGCAAAAACCAACCAAGUGUCAUUCUUUUUUUAAAAAAAAAAAAACCCUAGCAAUGCAUUUCCAUCAAUAACCAUUUAAGUUCCAAACUGACUGACCAUGCAACACUGACAGUAGCAGGGAGCCUUCUCUUUGCCUUGAUCACCACAUUGGAGAACUUGCCGUGAACCAAAAUGGGUGCGUCUCAGCCUUGGAAAGAAGUCCUUGAAAACUACCAGACCUCAAGGAGUUUGAUCAGCUGCUGCUUGCCCACACUUACUCCUGCAUCUAUAGUACACUCAUAGCCUGAAGACAGCAAGAACCGCUGCUCAUUCAGUUCUCCAGAGCUUUCAGGCUUGGUUCCCUGCAGCUCAGCCUUACAUGUCAGAGACAAGUGAAUAUAUAUAAUCCUGUUUCAUAAGAUAGUCAUAGGAUCAAAGAAUUGUAGCAUUGGAAGGGACCACAAGGACCAUCUAGUCCAGUCCCUGCAAUAGAGGAAUCUUUCUCCCAGCAUGGGGCUCAAACCCACAACCAUUAGACUGAGAGUCUCAUGCUCUACCGACUGAGCUAUCCCCUGUCAUCUAGAAGUGGGUAUCUUACCUGGCACUAGCAUGUGCUGAAAGCUAAGCCUUCUACAGAAUGGUGGCUCUUUACUGACCUGCUCCCUUUACCCACAUGUUCAGCUAAAGACCAGAGUUGUGCUCAGAGACGCCAACCCUGUGUGGAACCAGCUGAUGUUCUUUCCUAUGCAGGUGAGUAUUGUUAUGCAGAAAUGGGGUGAGGAGAGAGAGAGCACAGGGGUGCACUUUGUGGCUGGGGCUGAGCUUGCUUCCUACCACUCAUGACACCACGUUUCAUUGGGGAGGGGAGGGCUAGUUACUUAACCCCCUCUCCUGUCUGGGUCCUCCCAGAUUGCAGUCUGUUACUAUCAGGAUGAAAUGUCUGCUACUAUUUACUGUUUACACCACUGACAUGCAAACCCUCACUCUGGCUCAGUUUGGAAUUGGCCUUGGCAAACAGAGCCCUCUGGCCCUAAAACCAGAAAUUAGCUCAGUCCUUUUGCUUUCCAAAAUGCAGAAUAUUGUUAGGUUCCCAAUAACAAUAAUAGAAGCCCAAGACCUCAGCCACCACCUCUCCCUCAUGCAAACUUUACUUAGCUGCUAUAAUGGCCUCCAUUUAUCCCUGAUGCCUGGGGUGCUGAAAUGGGAGCAUGUUCAUUGGUAUCCCAGGUGCAAGGAGAUUUGGGACGUGUCAAUUCCAUGGCACCUGAACUUCAUCACUGAUUACUUUCUGAUCUGCACAUGCCUAACAGCUUGUUUUAUUUUCUGAGCUGGAGAAGAACUUCUCUGGGACACAUGGGCAUUAGGAGCAUGAGAAGUUCGUUCCCUGAGCUGGGUAAAACUAAUCAUACAUCAUCUCUAACUUACUUUGACUGAAGUUGGGCUCUGUUAUUUGGUCAUGUGAGAUGCUGAUGGAAUCUUAGGUGGUCCAUGGAGCACAGAUGCAGAGAGGUUUCCUUACCAACUUGCCUUUUCCUUUGCAGAUGCCUUCCAUGUGUGAUCUAAUCAAACUCAGUGCUCUUGAUGGGUGAGUGCUGCCAGUGCACCUCAAAUGCGGGACAGUAUCUAGGCCAUAUACUAUGCCCCCAAAAGACAUUGCCAGUCCAAGAUAUAUUGCUGCUUUCCAGUCAUGCAAAGGUCAAAGGUUUCUGCACAUGGAUGCCCUGCUCUAGCCCCCAGCCAAGCAAGUGAGAGGCACAUGAGAGGGUACAGAGCAGAGCAGUGAGGAGUCUGUUCUGGGGAGAUGGGGUGCAGUUGAGAAGAGUUCCAGGGGCUAGGAAGAGACCUGGAGUGCCACUGGGGGAGGGGUGUCCCCUCCCCGCUGCCACGGAGCCUUCUAUUUUGUUUUCUAGGGAACAAAAUGAAGAUAGCAGUGUUCUGGGGACAGCAUUUCUCAGCCUUUCCCAGAUCUCUUCAGCUGGGAAUGACAUGGGAAGUAAGCAAGCUUUGAUUCUUUACAAACACACACCCUGCAAAUCUGGGCCACCUGACAGCAACCCACUCCUCUCAAUUAGCAUAAGGCACAAUCUUCCGGUGCAAGCUCUGAUCUUAUGCAAGCAGAGCUGGUUCCAGGUUUCAGAAGAUCCUGGAGGAAGUGCCUUCCAUGGCCCCUCCCCACUGGUAGCAAGCCCUUCGCUGGGCGAUGAAGGCAUCCCGGACAGCAGGCACCAACAGGGGAUGGCCUCCUGGCUUUGUUGUCAGAGACUCCAAGGCUGUGUGACUGGACUUACUGCUAUAGCCACCAUUUUAAUUUGCCCAAAAUGCAAUGCCUGUUGCAUGUACAUCAUAUUGCAUUCUGGUGAAAUUCAAAGGACGGCCUGGGACUUGGCACCAGUCACAGUGGGCCCUCCCAGGUCACAGGGCUUCUGGCAUUUGCUGUGCACUGGUGCAAGCCCCAUUGAAAUGUAUUGGAAUAGUGGGAGCACACUAUCCUACGUCCCCCUCAGAGCCAAAGGCAGGUGAGGUCCAGGUCCUGAGUCUGAGAAGGAUAAUCGUUGGCUUGGAGGGACCACCUGGUGACCAAGUCGCCCAGAAUGAGGAAGAUUAGCAGUUCUUAGAGAAUGGGUGGGGAAUCUGUGGCCAUGGAGGUAUUAAUAGACUGCAUGCCCUUUCAGUCCCAGCCAUCAUGGCCAGCAGGCAAGGAUGCCAGAAGUUGUAGCCCAGCAGCACUGGGUUUUAGGGCAGUGUGGUUGGUUCCCCGCACAGGGUGCCCAGCCAAGGGGGCAGAAAAUAAUAGCCAUAGUCAUAAUACUAAAACCAUUAUUUUUACGGGUACCUACUGAGAAGAUCCAUUUAAAAAGCACCUGUACCAAAAGGUAUUACUGUGAAAACAUGAAAUAUGUGAUGGAGGCACAAAAUUUUGUCCUCACUCAAGGCACCAUAUUACCAAAGUCUGCUCCUGAGUCCAGCAACAUCUGGAAGACCACAGUUCCCCACCUGUCUUAGAGCUAUAUCAUACCCCCCAACUGUACCUUCUUUCGUGGGACAUCCCACAUCAUAGAAGGCAAUCCUGGCUUCUGUUUGGAUCCUGGAAUGUCCUGUUAAAGACGUGCAUUCGGCACUCAUCAGCAGGGUCACGCCAAAGCGUCUUCUGAUUCAGUACUUUGGCAAGACUCUGCCAACUCUCCAGACGAUUGCCAGAGCACCGGACUGGAAGUUGCACCCCUCCUGAUGUCCCAAUUUGGGGAAUGAAACUGUUGGAGGGCAUGCUCUAGAGCAGAUAGUGUUACGGGAUUGGCUCUAUACAAUCACAUGAUAUCAAGGACCAAGAGGAUUCUGGGUAGUGGUGUCCAGUAUUGAGCUGCCUCCAGUGCCUUCCCCUGGUCUUCAACCCCAGAGGCAUGGAGUCCCAUAGAGCUCCAGGUUUAAGCCCUCUGCUGCCUUUUAGCUUCCUUUGUUUCAGUGGAAGAUUAUGCAGGAAGACUUCCCAAUGGAUUGUGCCCUGGGGAUCAGAUCUGUCUGAUGUCCUCUUGAAGAGCACCCAAAACUGGCCCCCUGCCUUGCCUUGUGACUAGGCUGGUGGUGCAGAGACUCUUCCUCCCCUCAAGCUCUUGUUGGUUUCAGAGAAUUUCCCAGGCUUCCUGCCGUGCUUCGGGCCAAGCUUUGUGACCCUCUACAGGACGCCACCAGAGCUCAUGAACGAAGAGGACAAUUUAGAGAAUGUUGGGAGUGUAAGUCUGUCUCUUGGUUGUCCAUUCAACUUCUUAGGAGUUGUGGCAAGAGGGUGAUUGUUCUGCAAGGCACCAACACUUCAAACCUAAAAUAGUUUUCUAAUGCUGAGCUACAACAAUUUCCAAGAGUGAAUGACACAGCCGCUCUUUGUGAUUAAGAUAUCAAUUUCUAUCCAGAAACAUAUUUAACAAGACCAGUGUCAGAGAUGGAUGUACCCAUUGACCAGUAGCCUCACUGGUCUCCUGGCACACGAGCUUCCAAAACCCUUGUCCCUGGGGGCAAUCCCCAUCCCUGGGGCAUGUGGAGGUAUGUACCAACCAUACCACAGCCUCUCAAAUGUGGAAGGAGAAAGAAUGGGGUUUAUCAGGGAUAAUUUCCUCGGUGUAAAGUACCACUCAUGUACACCUUGGCAAGAACAAGCUUUUGUGUUCCAAGGGUCUCUUUCUUAACACUGAGAAUGUGCACACUCUUUCCGAGCUGGCUAUUUUAGGCUGUGCUAAAGAGUGUAAGGAAAGGGUAACACAGACAUCACAACGUUGCUCUUUCUUUUCAAUUAUUCCUCAUCAUUGUCUGUCCUUCUGCUCUCUCUAUCACGAACUCUUCUUCUCUUUUAGAAGGAAGGGAUAAUUUACCGGGGAAGAGUCCUAGUGGAGCUGACUACCUACAUGGAUCCAGACCCCGUUCAAAGAAUAGAAGCUGUUCCUGAACAAUAUAUUACAAGAAUGGAGGUAACCAAAGAACAAAAUAUAUACAAGUUAUUUUCUUGCCAUGUGUAAACAGGAGUAUGGGGUGGGGUGGGGGUGUUUCAUAAGACCAUGAAGAUGUGGACCUUGCAGGAGCAGUAGUUGUUUCCUCCCUUCUUACUUUCCCAUGUUUCUCCUGGAAGACUGUAGUAUCAUAGAAACACAGGAUUCGGGCAGCUGGCAACAGGAACAGUCUUUAUUAUCUAGUUACAGAUGAAGCUUUCUUGUGUUUGUCUUUGGAGGAUGUUGAGGAACUUCACAUGGCCCAGAAUGCAGAAGCUGGACUAUGUGGUGUGAGAUGUUUGGACCAUAUUACCACAGUAUUAUCACAGUGUCACCAGUUGCCAUUUUGUUUCUGGGCCCAAUUCACAAUGUUGGCCUAAACUUUUCAAGUGGGCCCUCAAAACUCUCGGACCAGGAUAUUUCAGUGAUUGCUUCCUAUAUUUUUUAGCAGAAAGACAGGGCAUAAAUUAUUCUAGUAAAUGAAUAACAUAAUAGAUCUGCUUGUGAGCUCCAUGCAGCAAGAGAAGGCCUCUUGACCUGUCAUUCCCUGCCCACCUGGCAUGCCUUCUCUGCUGUCUGGAAAAUGCAAGGCCAAGAGCUUGAAGAACCCAAGUUCCAUCCAGGCACUGGGUCACUUGGGUCCUCCAGGUGUUCUUGGACUCCCAUCAGCUCCAGUCAGCGCAGCCUGUGGCCAAGGAUGAUGGGAGGUGCAGGCCAAGAAGACCGGGAGGGUUUCCCAUGCCGGCUGUGCCAGACUGGAGCGCUCAAGUUCUGCUGGCAUGCUUCCACUGGGGCCUCUCGUCGGCCACUGUAAGAACAGGAUGGUGGUUCUUCUUCUGAUAAAAUUCUGAGGAUCUUUUGUAGGCACUUUAUUUGCUUCUCAAUAUUAUUAUAUUACAUAUAAGUAUAUAGAUAGGUUUGUGCUCAGAUGCGUGGGAGAUACUGGCCAAUACCUUCUUCUCAUAAUAAACCUUUUUUAUUAUUUCAAAAACAUUGUAUACUUCUUUGGGUACAGGAAUCCAAAGAAGCUUACAAAAAGAAUAAAACAGCAAAAUUAUUAAUAAAAAACAUCCAAAGGAUAAUUAGAUUCCAAGAUAAAGUAAAAACAGAUUAAAACAGAUGUCAACAUACUACAUAUUUUAGUAAGCUUGUCUAAACAUAAAAUGUUUUCAACAGGUGCUGGAAAGAGUCCAGUGAAGGUAUCUGUCUGAUGUCAAUAGGAGUUCCAAAGUGUGUGAGGUUGAUUUGUUACUGUGCCAGUUCCACAGAUUUGUUUGUUUGUUUCUGCAGCGCUAUUUGCCUCAAAUCCGGUAUGGGUUAUGUGUCAUCUUUUAUUCAGCUACUAUGUUGGCUGAUAUCAAGGAACAGAUCCAGUUUGAGGUCAGCAUUGGGAACUAUGGCAACAAAUUUGAUGGGACUUGCAAACCUUCUGCCUCAACUACUCAGUACAGCCAUGCUGUGUAUGAUGGUAAGGAACAAGUGACUAAGAGAUGAUGGUGAAAUUUAUUAGUUAUCCUUCACCAGCAGAUCCCAGGCUGGAUUACAACAAUUUAAAAUCCAGAAUUAAAAACAGAUGAAACAUGUUACAUUCCCCCAAAUAGGGUGGGUCUUGAAAAUACACAUCUCAGGUGCCAAAGACCAGGGUAAAGAUCUUCAGCAUUCAGUAAAAGCUGCAUAGUGAAGAAGUCAGACACACCUUUCUGGGGAGGAAAUUCCACAACUUAAGGGCCACCACAGGUCAUGCCCUCUCCUAGGCCAUCACACCCAUCUACCCCAAACCUCUGAGGGAGCUGGAAAGCUUGGUUUGGUUCCUGUAAGGGACUACUUCAUAUCCCUGCAUUGCAGGGGUUGGACUAGAUGAGCCUCAGGGUCCCUUCCAUCUCUAUGAUUCUAUGAAAGCGAGGAGGUGCCCUCUCUGCUAAACUUAACACCUGGGAGGAUCUGUAGCAAAGGAGGCAGUCUUUCAGGUAUUUGGGGCCUAAAUCAUUUACAAGCUUUGCACACUAACACAAGCACUUUGAAUUGGGCCUGGAAAUGAACUGGCAGAUGGGGUUGGGCAGGAAAAGAAAGGAUUCACUGUGAAGGGAAAUACUAUUUAGAAGUAGAAGGUACAGGAGCUCAGUGGGUAGAGCAUAUGCUAUGAGUGUCGUGUGUUCCCUUCCUUCUUCCAAAGGGCUCAGACAUGGUUUCUCCCAUGUAUCCCUACAGCAGUCUUGUGAGGAAGGUUGGAGGCUGGGACCGAUACACAGAAGUUCACCGAAUAAACUUUUUGCAGAGCGGUGCUCAUGCUAGUGUCUUGGAGCAAAGAAUCUUCUGGCACCAUCAAGAGUUAACCAGUUCAUUAUGGCAUAAGUCAUCCAUUAUCUGCAUAGCCCAUGGAAGCUUAUAAUAAACUUGUUAGCACUUUAAAAGGUACCACAAGACUCUUUGUUGUCUUCCCAAUUAGCUUUGUAGCUGAAGAGAGCACUGGUCUGAUCGCUACACCACAAAGGUUUUCAAGUGGCUGGCCUCUGUCUGCAAGUUUGGAGAGCUGCUGCCAGUCAGAGUAGACAGCACUGGGCUAGAUGGAGCAAUAGUCUGACUGCUCAUGAAGCAGCUUCAUGACAAGACAAGGCCCAGUGCAAAACCAGGCAAUUCCUUUCCAGGUAACCACUACUACUACUUGCCAUGGUAUGACACAAAGCCCAUGGUUGCCAUCACCUCAUUCUGGGAGAACAUUAGCUACCGAAUCGCCAGUAUGAACGCCAUGCUAUUCAUUCACAACAGGCUGGUAAGUCCCGGAACCAGUGAUUGGAGGGAGCAGGCAUGUUUGGGAUGAACACCUAAGAGGGGGUGGUGGAAUGGCCUGUGUGCAAGAGGGAUGUGUAUCCCAGGUUAUUUUCUCAUUUCCUACGGCUGCCAAUUAUAUACCCCUUGCAUGAUGGAAGUCGCCACCCACAAUACCAGUGUCAUAGUACUUCUGAGCAUGGAGGCUAUGUCCUUAGCUGUCAUGGACCAUAGCCUCUGGUUUGCCUUAUCUCCAUGCAUCAUAGAUGCAUAGAGUUGAGAGUGACAUCAAGGGUCUUCUAGUCUAAGCCCCUGUGCCAGGCACUGGUAGGGCUCUGAGCAGUUUGUGGUGGAGGCAAGGGGCCAGGGAAUUGACCCAGAAGAGGGGGCCAGCAAUUUGUGGGAUUUGGCACUGCCUGUGAGACAGAAGCUGGGAGGAGGAAGGGUUAGAGCCGUCAGAGACAGAGGAAAACAUGCAGGAUGUGUCAGAGGCAGAGGAAGAGGCUGUGCAGGUGAGGGACGAGGCAGUCAAAUCCCUGCCAUCUCCCACCCCGCUGUCUCCUAGAGCCAGAAGGGGCUUGAAGAGGGAGGAGCAGUGACGGCUUCCCUGCAGAAGAAGCCACAGGUUGCCGUGCCCCGUCAGAUGAGGGUACAUAUGCCGGAGGGAGGGCGGGAAGUCCCACUGUUGUUUCAUAGGGUUCUUAUCAGAGCUCAGCCGCAGGAGAUUCCUGAGUUCUGACAGAGUGACCUGGCAGAGGUGGUCAAAUCCUGGUGCCGAUAACCUAGUAAGAAGAACUGGCAAUCUUGUAAGGAAGAAGCAGAGCAGAUAUAGUGUGAUUCUGGGCCAUAUUAUUAUAAUCAUUAUUAUUAUUUACCCCCUUUCACCCUAAGGUCACAGGGUGAGUUAAAACAUUAAAUAAAACAUGGUGUUAAAGAAGUUUAAAACAACUUACAACCACAAAAAUACAGUGGUUUCUAAAAAUAAGCACCUCCAGUGUGAAAAGCCAGGUAAAGCAUUGAAACAGGCCAGUGACUGCGGGGCUGGAUGCAAGUAGGCACUGCUCAGAGUUGACCCAUUGGAAUUAAGGAACUUAAAUUAGGCCACAUUCACACCACAUGUUUAAUGAUCCAUUAUACCACUUUAAAUGCUCAUGACUUCCCCCCAAAGAAUUCUAGCAGCUGUGGUUUGUGAAGGGUGCUGAGAAUUGAUAGCUUGGAUGGGACUGGGGGUCUCCUAUGAUUCCCAGAGUCUCGUGCAAAAAUUGUUAUACCAUUUUGAGGAUUGUAGCUUUGUUAGGGGGAAAGAGGGUGCUCUCUGAACAAUUCUCAACAGUCUUGAAUUCUGUCUCCCAGGACUCGGUGGGGGGGGGGGUAGCCAUGACUGUUUGAAGUGGUGUCAUUGUGCUCUGAAUGAAUGGUGUGAAUGGGACCUUAGUCAUGUCCAUUCAGUUCAGUGGGUCUACUAUGAGUAGAAAUAGCACUGGAUACAUCCUUUUAUUUGUAUUGUUGUUGUUGUAAUGUAAUGAUCUCUGCCCUUCUUCUCAGGGCCCAUAUUCGCCUAGUAAGAUGGCUUACAUAAUUAUUAUUAUUUAUUGUAGAAGACACAUAGAUUAUACUUUAUACUAUGUUAUGCUGUUGGUUUUGGCUUAUAGGCUGCCCAGCUAUCACCAUGUGCUUCCUUCCCUAACAGAAGAAGAACCUGGACAUUCUUAAAGCCAUCAGCUCUCCCAAAGACCCAGUUGUGGGUGCUGUUUGGAAAAUGCUCCAGAAAGAACUGGUGGAAGACUGCAAGUGAGCAAUGGGAAGAAGGCCGUGGAAGUUCUGGCAGGGGAGUGGGCCGCAGAGCUGGUGUGUUCCUGGUCUGCAGGGGAGGUCAUACACCCAGGCAGAAGGUGUCCCCUCCCCAAACCAGGCUUUUAUAGAGAGCGUGAGACUUUAAAGUGGCACUAGUCAUCCCAAAAGCAUGUUCUGUGUCCUUGCAACUACUUCCAAACACUUGAAUCUCCUAUUUCUUCAGUGGGUGCAUUUAAAUUUCCCAAUGUUUAAAGUGAGUCCCUCAGCUGCUCCACUGGCUCCAGGCUUCUCUUAAUAUACCCACUGCCAUCACCUCCUAGCUUGCAGUAGUUGGUGAGAAGGUCCGCUCAAAACCUGGAGCCUGUCAGUACUCAGGAGAAAGAGACACUAGUGAUCAAAACUGUGAGAACUUUUUGGAAAAUAUGUAUUUCUGAGGUAUGAUGACUCACACCAUAAACCUUUUUUAGAAUAAUGCCAUGAAUUUGUAUAUCAUUAGAAAGUUAAUUUGUUGCAAUAUAUUCUGCUGUGUUGCAUUACUUUUAUCCUAUCAAAAGUUAUAGCCAAAAUAAAAGAUGUUAUACACAGAAAACCAUGAUAAAGGGCAUUUCAUAUAUAACUUUUCCUAAACUUUUCCACAAUUUUGGCCACUACUGUAGUGUCCAUUCUUUACCUUCCCUUCAGUUCUGCCCCCAGAGCCACAGUUGCAAUGAACGGCUUUUGUCCACCUCUUUUCCCGCACGGAGCACUGAACUUUUUCCACUUCCUCCAUGCUCAGGAGACCUCUUCCUGGCUGGGAAGCCCCAACAGUCCCUACCAUGCUGGAUCUGCAGCUGAGGAAGCUGCGCAGCCAACUCCUCCUGAAAACCAGCAAGGCAGCAGAGAAGACAAGUUGGAAGACACCCCUGCAGAAACUGAUUGCCAAAGCAGAGGUCUGGCUGAACAGGAUCGCUUCAGUCGCUUCCGAGGUACCUCCUGGGGACAACUCUUGUAAGGAAUGGAAGCUCAAGGACUGUUUUUCUCAGAUGCUUCUGGGAUAGUCCCCCAUGUUCCUUGGACAAAGGUGCUCUGCCUUGAGCCUUAAAGGAGAAGGAAGGCUUGGGGUGUUGUGUGUGUGUCGUACAUCAUGUAAUGGAUGCCAUAAUAGUGCAUUAGUGGUAGAUUUAUACUGGAACAUCCACACAUCAUUCCAGUUUAUUGGUUGUUAUGUGAUGCUUCCCCAAUGUUUCUGCAUUAUUGCUGGCUGCAGGGGCAUUCUUGCACUAUAGUGCUACAAAAGCAACAGAAGAAGAAAAAACCCAGAAUAUGUGUGGUAUAAAAUGUUGUUGUUGAUAUAUUUAUUUAUACUUCAACUUUUUCCUUGAGGGGACUCAAGGUGGCUUACAAAUAAAAAUAAGGACUGGUAAUAACAUAGAAAAUUGUGCCUGGAAAGCAACUGGUAGCCAGCGGAACAGCUGUAGCAUCUUCUUCCCAUCUCGUGCACUCCUAGUGCUAGUUAAAGCCACAGUUGCAUGACGUUAGCCACAAUCCAUGGCGAUCCUGUAGUUUCUUGACAAAUGCUGUUAUCUAAUGUGUUUCCCCCCUCAAACCAGCUUCUAUCCAACUAGCAAACUUAAGCUGCAUUCACCUCCAAUUUAAGAAUGGUGUGUACAUUUGAGACAGUCAUUGCGCAUCCACAGAGAAGAGCACAUACGCAGAUGACAGAUUCAUGAAUGGGAGUUUGGGGAAAGGGGGUUGCAGGAGCCAAAAGGUCAUGCUUGUUGGGUGAAGACAUCCCCAUUCACUCAGACCCUCCAAGUGCCCCUAUUUUCCAGGGACGUCCCUGAUUUAGAGAAGCCAUCCCAGUUUCUGAUUUGAUCCUGGAACGUCCCACUUUUCCUUAGGAUGUCCCUACUUUCAUUGGAGAAAUGUUGGAAGGGAUGCUCUCUGAUGUGACCAACACCAUGCAAAUGUGACUUGAAAACAUUCAGGGUGGAAACAACUGCGCUGUGUUUGAGGCUGCUAAUAUGACAUACCCUGAGUGUUAUAAGUACAAACACGACCACAGUAAGUGACCUCUGGCUCCCUGUCCUCCUUGCUGCCCUUAGGCCCAGGUCAGCAUGCCGGAUGUCAUGAUCUGGAUGCUGUGUGAUGACAAGCGGGCGGCCCACACCCGGGUCAGGUCUCAUACAAUCAUGUUCUCCAAAGCUGGCCCCCAUGCCAGGGGCAGGAUGUGUGGCAAAACCCAGACCAUCUUCCUGCAGGUAAAAAGAACUACUUUUUGACAUUGAAAAUGGAGUCUCUGUUUGCUUGUUUUCCUCUUCCCUCCUCUUUCCUUUUUUCUUUUCUACUGUGUCUAUUAGAUUGUAAGCUUGCAGGCUGGAAUUGUUUUGUUUUUACUGGUCUUACAAUAGCCAUUCUAGGAGUCCUUUUUGUCUGAAAAGCAGAGCACAAAUGCUUUAAAUAAAAUUAAAAUAACAAAUAGAAAGAUAUAUGUAGCUUGGCUCAUUUGUUUGCCAAUUCUCUUAGCAAAAACCAUAGGAAUUAAAGCUAUUGAGGUCACCCAGGAGGCACUGUACCCACAAGCAUCUCAUGCCCUCCCCUUCAAGUCUGCCCAAGGGAGCUGCUGGCGCUUCUCUAGCCCUGCCUCUUGUGCUUUCUUUCCUCCUUACAUUACUGCCCUUGUGUCACAGGAACCGGCUUCAUCAGCCAAAAAGGACUCUUCAUAUGGCUCCACAUUAUUGGAUGCCCACCUAAGCAUCACCUAAGCCUGGUAGACCUUCAUCUAGCCAUUGUGUCCACUGUUAUGUCUGCAGUCCGGAUGGUGGUGGAAGGAAUGCAUAUGCAUAACUCUUUUCCUUUCUAUCCCACAGAGUGCACAAAACAAAGGGAAGGCGGCUCCCAUUCCUGUUGUGCUGCGGGUGCGAAUGUGGCUUGGAGAGCUGGCUGAUAGUGCAGAGUUCUUGAAAUGUUGUGAAGGGAGAAUCCUUAUCUACGCUGAGACGGUGAGAGACAAGCCAGGCAGCUGCAUGGGAAGGGUCCAGUUUCAACCUGAUUCCAGGAGACACCUCCUCACUGAGCCACAGUGCUUACCGAGUGACCUUGGGGUAGUUACUAUCUCCUAGCAUAACCUUUCCUCACAGGUUUAUGCUGGGGGCUGUAUGGGAGUGGGGGAGGCACUGUUGGAAAUGCAGUCGUAAGGAUCAUUCUGUUUGUAAUUUCAAGGUUAAUUUUGUCAAUGUCAGCUAGCCAAGAGGGAAACAGGUGGAGGUGUUGCUUAACAAGCAAAGAGGGUGGCAUGACAUCACUGAGGCAUCAUGUGCUUUGAUUGGCUGUGUAAUUCUGAGAGAAUUUUUUGUCUGUAUGUUUGGUUGAAUGCCUCCAUGAUAUGUACAAAGCCUGAACUAAGAAAGACAUAACCUCUCUGUUGCUUUCUCCUUAGACUCCUUUCUCAUAGACUAUUUUUGUUCGGUUUGCUCACCAGCAUGUUUUUAAGACUUGUAGGAAGCUGUCAAACUUUUGGACCAUCUGGCUCAUGGCUGCCUACACUGGGUAGCAGUGACUUUCCAUGGGCUCAGACUGGGGACCUUCCCAGCCGUACCUGGAGAUACCAGGGACUUGUACCCAGGACCUUCUGCAUGCAAAGCAAAUGCUCUACCCCUGAGCAAUGGCCCCCUUCCUCCAGACCUCUCUCUCUGGACUAUGCUUGGGCCAUUUAAUUGGCUGUGCUGAUAGACACCAUGCGUGCUGCCCUGAGGGGGAUGAAAAUAACCAUGGUUCUAACUCUCACGCUUGCAGUAUGAAAAUCAAAAGAAGACCCACGGAAUAUGGGGGACCAGGGACCUGAUGCAGCACCCGCUUUUCAGAUGUCACUGGGAAGGUCAGCCUUCCCAAAGAAAAGUUCCAACCGCCUGUGGGAUGGCAGUGGGAUGGCGAGUGGGUCGUGGAGCCCCAGAGAAGGUAAGUGUGCGCAUAAUAAUUUCAAUAUUACUUACAUGGUUCUUCUCUUCUAAAUGCCACACUUUUCUUAGAAAAAACGUCAAAAUAGCUUUCAGUAGAAUCUAAAGUGCAAAUGACAGCCUAAAACAAAGCAGGGGGGACUCAGUAACCAACAAUCCAUCAGAUGGGGGAGUGGGAGACAGAAUGUUAAAACAGGGUGUUUAAAAGAGGAAUUUAAAGACCUUCCUGUUAACGCUGGCAUUUGAUGGUUGAUAGAUACUGGCCAUGACAACCUUGACAUUAGCAACUGUGAGGGCAUGCUGUUGCUUUUAAAUGUUUUUCAGUUGUUUUUAAAUGCUUUAAAUGUGCUUUUGUUUUUUAUUUUAAACUGAGAUGUUUUAACAUUUAGAUGUUUGCCACGCUGGGCUGCUUUGAGAGGAAGGGCAGGAAACAUCUGAUGACUAAGGUUGCAGACACAUGGUCUGGAAUCAUUCGCGCUCGUCCUCAGCAUUCUGCUUUCAAUCUAAAUUGUGAUUCUGGACCCUGCCCUCCACAAGGGCAGGGGGGGGCUGUUGGAUGCCCCCUUCUUUGGGUUAUCCAGGCCUUUUUAUCACUGCACAUGCCUCAGGUGAAUGAAGAAGAAAGUAAUAAUUGGUGGACACCCAUCCACAAUGCUUAAUAAAACACAGUAACUGUCUGUGAGGGGAGGUUAUUGAUUUUGUUUGUUAUUAUGGUAUGUAUUUUUCUGUUUUUAUAUGGUUAUGCACCACCCCAAUCUCCACAGCAGCAUGAAAUUCCAGGGGUUCCAGGCGCUUCCCCAGGGUUUGUGUUUCCAUUUGGAAAUGAGGCACAGCAGAGACUGUGGUGUCUUCAUGAUAUAUGGUUUAUUUACACAUAUAAACAACCUGAGCCUACUGUGGAGGGGUUCAGAGCAUUGCCACUCCAAAAGGGUCUUUCUUCUCCCAUAGGCCCAAUCCUGAAUUCCAACAGAAAUCAAACAUGCUCCAAAACAUGGCUCUGACCCUCUCUCCAGAGAAACUUAUGAUUGUAAACUGCUCUGUAAUUUUCAGAUGAAGGACAGUACAGUGGUACCUCGGGUUAAGUACUUAAUUCGUUCCGGAGGUCCAUACUUAACCUGAAACUGUUCUUAACCUGAAGCACCACUUUAGCUAAUGGGGCCUCCUGCUGCUGCCACGCCACUGGAGCACGAUUUCUGUUUUCAUCCUGAAGCAAAGUUCUUAACCUGAAGCACUAUUUCUGGGUUAGCGGAGUCUGUAACCUGAAGCGUAUGUAACCCGAGGUACCACUGUAUAGAAAUUUAAUAAAUAGUAAUUGUGAUGGGAAGAUGAGCUGCUUGUGCGUAAAAUCGUAUUCCCUCAGAGUUUGUUCAAGUCCACAAACCUCUGUCUGUGACGGAGCCCCUCUGACAUGGCUCCUCUAGUCACUAGAAGAUUCCGACAGUGGUUGCUUUCGUAAUCGCUUCCAACAUAAAAGCUCCUUAACGGAAACACGUCUUCUGGACUCUCUGCGUGACAGUUUCCGGCGAGGAGUGGGUGUCCCUACAGGAGGUCCGGAAACCUCACCACUGUUUUCGCUGGAAGUAUCUCUGAGCCAUCCCCCAGCUCCCUUUCCCUCAGUUCAGCUUCUCUCCCCUGCUGGUUUCCUCUUCAGCUGCUGAGUCUCUUCCAACCUGUCUGAGCCCUUUCACCUCCCUCAGUUCAGCUUCUCUCCCUUGCUGGUUCCCUCUUCAGCUGCUGAGUCUCUUCCAACCUGUCUGAGUCCUUUCACCUCCCUUCCUUCCGAUGGCAGUUCCCUGACAUCCACCUCCCUUCCAGGGCCCCCUUCACCCCCUCUCGCCCCCUCCUCUACGGGCGGUGAGGAGGCAAAACCCGGAAUGAACUUCCUUCAUCUUCCGAUGUCUCGAACACUUCUCUCCACCUGUUGCGGUUCCUGGUCUCGAAGCACUCCUCCUCCUCCGAGUCCAUCUCCCUUCCCCUUCCGAUUCUGGGAAUCCUUCCAACUCCUCCUCCUCCUCAGUGGUCCCAAGUAUUCCCUCCGGAACCUCUCCACAGGCUGAGGUUUCCUCGGGAACCUUUGAUGGAACGUUUCUAUCAAUACCUCGUCAUUGAUAUCUUCGGCCAUUACCCACGUGUUUUCUGACUCCGGUUCUCCUUCCCACGCUACCAAAUACUCCACCUGAUUCCCCUUCCACCUGGCAUCAAGGAUUUCUGCCACAUGACUGCUGCAUUCUCUUUCUUCUAUGACCGGUCCCCGAGUGGCCAUCCCUCCUCGUCCCCCCUCGUACGGUGACAGUAACGACCUGUGAAAUACUGGGUGCAGUUUCAUGUGGUUGGGUAACCGGAGCCUGAAAGCCACUGGGUUGACCUGUUGAAUGACCUCAAAGGGACCCAACCUCCUGGGUCUUAAUUUCUUACAACCUCCUUUGAACGGCAACCCUCGUGUUGACAGCCACACCCUAUCUCCAACCCUUAUGGUUUCACCUUCCCUUCGGUUCUUGUCUGCCUGCCUCUUGUAUUCUUCCUUCGCCCUUUCUAAGUUGAGUUGGAGCUGACGGUGGAUUGCUUCCAUUUCUUCUACAAAAUGCUCGGCUGCCGGUACGCUCCAUCUCUCCCCUUCUCCCCUGGGAAAGCCCUGGGAUGACACCCAUAAUUAGCCAAGAAGGGGCUCAUCCCUGUGGACACAUUCUCGGCAUUGUUGUAGGCAAAUUCCGCCAGCGCCAACUUUUCUACCCAGUCAUUCUCUCUGUCAUUGACAUAACACCUCAGGUAUUGCUGGAGGACACCGUUUGCUCUUUCCGCCUGCCCGUUGGUUUCAGGGUGCCGGGCAGUCGAAAAGUUGACCUCCACCUGCAGUAAGCUCAUGAGCUUCCUCCAGAACCUGGAAGUAAAUUGUUUUCCUCGGUCUGAGACCACCCUCAAUGGCACCCCGUGCAACCUAAAAAUGUGUUCUACAAAUAACUUCGCUGUCUCUUCCGCCGUGACUGCAUGCGAGCAAGCUACAAAGUGGCACAUCUUUGUUAGUAGGUCUACCACCACCAUGAUGGCUGUUUUCCCUUUGGACUUCGGCAGAUCAGUCAUAAAAUCUAUCGACACUGCCUCCCAAGGUCGUUCUGGUGUUGGUAAGGGUUCUAAUAGCCCCGCCGGCGCCCGCCUUUCCCCUUUGGCUCGCUGGCACUGCUCGCACCCUCUUACAUACUCACGUACAUCCUCCCUCACCUUAGGCCACCAAAAUUCCCUGGUGACCAACCACAUGGUUUUGUGUUGCCCAAAAUGCCCGCCGUGGGGCUGUCAUGCAACUGCUUGAGUACCCUCCCCCUUAAGUCUCCUUCAGGGAUAUACAGUGCCCCUUUGUAAUACAGAGCUCCAUUUCUUUCCUCGAAACCCCUUGAUUCCUCUCCCUCAUCCCUAAGACCCCUGAGCUUAUUCUGGGCGUAUUCAUCAUUCUCUGUUUCUUCUACCAGUUCUCUUUGUCCCACCAAUGCCGCCCACACACCCAGCGGUCCUCUGGAAUGACAUGUCUCUCUUCGGGUGCUCCCUCCCUCCAAAUAUUCAGGUUUGCGUGAGAGAGCGUCCGCCCUAAUGUUCUCUGGGCCUGGCACGUAACAAAUCUCAAAGUUAAAUUUGGAGAAUUCCUGGGCCCACCUCACUUGCCGUUGGUUGAGCACUCGUGCCGUCCUCCAAUACUCUAGGUUCUUGUGGUCAGUGCACACUUGCACCUUAUGUUGUGCGCCAAUUAGCAGGUGCCUCCAUUUCCGGAACGCCUCAUGAAUGGCUAGUAGUUCUCGGUCAUACACCGUGUAGUUCCUCUCGGAUUUGUUCAGCUUUCGCGAAAAAAGCACACGGUCUCCACUCUGACUCCUCCUUCCCUGGCUGGAGAAGCACCGCCCCAACCGCUCUGUCUGAUGCGUCAGUUUCCACUCUCAUCGGUUUUUGUAAAUCCACAUGCAGGAGCUGUUGUUCCGAGGCGAAGGCCCUUUUAGUUCCUCAAAUGCUUGCUCCGCCUCCUCCGUCCAAACGAACUUCUUCUUACUGCUGAGACAGUCCGUAAUGGGCGCCGUCAGGUGGGCAAAGUUUGGGAUGAACUUACGAUAGAAGUUCCCAAAUCCUAAAAACCUCUGCACAUCCUUCCUUGUUUUGGGUGUUUUCCAUUCCAGUACCGCCUGGACCUUGCCGGGAUCCAUGGCCAACCCCUUGUCAGACAGGCGAUACCCCAGGAAUUCCACCUCCUUGGUAUGAAACUGACACUUCUCCAGUUUCACCCACAGCUGGUUGGCUUGCAGCCUGCUCAACACUUCUCUGACGUCUCUCACAUGCUGCUCCUCAUUCUCAGAAUACACCAACACGUCGUCUAAGAAGGCCACACAAUUCUUGUAAAGCAACGGCCCCAGGACGUGGUUCAUAAACGAUUGAAAUGUUGCGGAGCCUGCUUGUAGACCGAAGGGCAUAACUAAGUAUUCAAAUGCCCCUAAAGGGGUGAACAUGGUGGUUUUCCAUUCAUCCCCCUUCCUUAUUCGUAUCAGGUUGUACGCCCCCCUUAGAUCCAGCUUGGUGAAAAUCUUUCCCUUCCGCACCCUUGUCAAAAUGUCGUCAAUCCUGGGCAUCGGGAAGGCCACUGGUUCUGACACUGCAUUUAAGGCCCUGAAGUCACACACCAGUCUCGGCUUGUUCGAGUUUUUAUUGUCAACAAAAACACUGGGCUGCCCCCACCGCCCUGGACUCUCUGAUGAACCCUCUCUUCAGGUUCUUGUCAAUGAACUCUCUUAGCUCCUGCAUCUCUCUGUCUGACAUGGCGUACAGCUUGCCCACAGGGAGCUGUGCCCCAGGGAGCAAAUUGAUUUGACAGUCAAAGGCUCUAUGCGGUGGUAGUUGGUCAGCUUCCCUUUCGCUGAAGACGUCGCGGAGAUCUGCGUAUUGUCGUGGUACCUUCACGUUCUCCGUUACUUCAGUCCCUGCUAGGGUGGCUUGGGCCCCUGCCAAAACCUUUCCCUCUUUGCAGUGUUCUAAGCAAUGUGCUGACCCAAAAGAAACCACUCUUUGAUGCCAGCCCACCAGCGGAUCAUGUAACGCUAGCCAGCUCAUCCCCAAUAUAAUGGGAGCUCCUCCCAAGGUGGCCACAUUAAAAGCUAUUAGUUCGGUGUGCCUUGCCACCUUCAUUAUCAUUAGGACGGUCUGCAAGCUGACUUCUCCUCCCAACAGCUCCCUGCCAUCGAUCGUGGUUACCUGCAGGGGUUGCUUAAAGGGAGCGUCUGUAUCUGGUGUUCAGCUGCAAACUCUUUGCUCAUGAAAUUGCAGGAGCUGCCUGAGUCCAACAGCGCCUUUAUCUUUAGAGGGUGUCCGUUUGGCAGCUCUAGUGUCACUUCUAUCACUAGGGCGGGUUUAGGAGGUUCUGGCGUGGGCACUUUCACUGCUCUUUGGCCUGGCUGCUGUGCCCCGACAAUGGCAGCCAGGCGUUGGCUAUAACUUGCUCCGGAAUCUUUUCCACUCUACCCUCCACAGCACCCACCAACCCUAGCCAGUCCAGCCUCUGGGGGCAGACUCUGGCAAAGUGCGCUGGCUGUUGGCAGAGAUAGCAUUUCCGGGCGCCUUUUACCUCGUUUUUUCCCCCCUCACUGUGCUUUGAAACUGCGCGCGCGCGCUGUUCCGAUUUCCAUCGGCUCUGCCGGCGGGAAAGUUGGCUCUGGAAUGUCUGGAAUGCGGAACUCCUUCCAACGUUCCCCUUUCCCUUCCCGCCUCUCCAAUGCUCUCGCCUCCUGGCGCGCUCCUAUGGCCAGCGCUGAUUUGGUCAGCUGGUCCAUAGACUCCGCCCUGGGCGCCCGGGAAAGUUCAUCUUUCACAGCCGAAGAAAGCCCUUCUUCAAAGAGCAUUUGAAUGGGUUCCGCCGAUAAGUCCCACCCCAAUCUGUGUAUCAGCAUGGUGAACUCAGUCCAGUACUCACGUACAGAUCAGCUCCCCUGUUUGCAAGCCAUUAACUGUCUGCGCACCACUCCCUUUUCAAUAUCGCUGGAAAACAUCAGAUCCAUGGCGCGAAAGAACUUCAUCGUGUCCUUUAGGACGUCACUAUGCGCUGCCAUCAGGGGUCUAACCCAGUCUCUCGCCCCUUUUCAAGAUGCCCAAUCACAAAAGCCACUCGUGAUUCCUCAUCAGGGAAAUCAUCAAACUGCAGAUUGAGGGCAUAUUGCAUUUCUGUCCGAAAGCUAUGAUAGUCUUUGGGCUCCCCCCCAAAUUUCUGCACCAAUCCUGGUACCUUUCUGGCGAGCUGGGUGGCUUUCUCCCUUUGUCUGCAUCUUGAGCCCUCCUCUCCUCCAGCCUCGCCGUCUGCAGCGCCAGCUGGACCUCCAACACCCGGUACCUUUCUUCCAGGCUUGGACCCGCUCCAGCCCCUGCUUCUCCGGUUCCUGCUGGGUUGCUCAUUAUGCCUUCUCCUGCACAAGCUGCGUUCAAAGACUGUCGGAAUGCUGUGAUGGGAAGAUGAGCUGCUUGUGCGUAAAAUCGUAUUCCCUCAGAGUUUGUUCAAGUCCACAAACCUCUGUCUGUGACGGAGCCCCUCUGACAUGGCUCCUCUAGUCACUAGAAGAUUCCGCUUCCAACCUAAAAGCUCCUUAACGGAAACACGUCUUCUGGACUCUCUGCGUGACAGUUUCCGGCGAGGAGUGGGUGUCCCUACAGGAGGUCCGGAAACCUCACCACUGUUUUCGCUGGAAGUAUCUCUGAGCCAUCCCCCAGCUCCCUUUCCCUCAGUUCAGCUUCUCUCCCCUGCUGGUUUCCUCUUCAGCUGCUGAGUCUCUUCCAACCUGUCUGAGCCCUUUCACCACCCUCAGUUCAGCUUCUCUCCCCUUGCUGGUUCCCUCUUCAGCUGCUGAGUCUCUUCCAACCUGUCUGAGUCCUUUCACCUCCCUUCCUUCCGAUGGCAGUUCCCUGACAGUAAUGAUAAUAAUUUUAUUUGGGUAGGUGUGGAUACACCCACCCCAAAGCCAGGACCACCGACUUCUGUUUUCAAAUAGGCCCACAGCAGGGCAAAGGAGAAUUGGUCUGCAAUUAGCUUUCAUUUUCAGAAUGAAACCAGUUUCUCAAGUAUCACUUUUCAAGGGCAAAGAAUAUGCAACAGAUCUCAGUGACGCAUGGACUCCAUACUGGGGAAAAGCACUCCAUUGAUUCUAAAAUAGAAUGUGUCUACACAGAUUACGUAGAUACAAACUUUGUUUAUUCCUUUUGCAAUGUAUUCAUGUGGUUCACCCUGCUGGGGCCCUUGGGUCACUAAACAGUAUGUAAAUAAACCACACCAUACCAAAAACAUACCAGACCUUUGCCCCUUCUGCAUCUGACCAGGCUCUUGCUGGACAAAGAGACAAACCACACCGAAGUGCUAGAGGAAGUGUAUGA
Molecule: messenger RNA, 45206 nt
Organism: Podarcis lilfordi (Lilford's wall lizard)
Lineage: Eukaryota; Metazoa; Chordata; Lepidosauria; Squamata; Lacertidae
Source: the annotation of a GenBank genome assembly